GCUUGAUGCUCUCAUGCUAUUUGGGGGUGAAGGGGAUGAAUUUGAGGACAACUGCAGCUUAACCCUUUUCAAGAUAUUUAAAGUCUGGUAAGUGUUCUAUUAAACUUGCAGAAUAAAGCAGUUUUUUUUAUUAGCAAAAUUACUAAACAUAUCUGCCAUGUGUUUUUCUGACAAUUUUUUUUAUUAAUGUGUGUUAACAAAAAAUAUUUUCAUCUGUGUUUUAUUAGACUUCUCCUCUUUAUUUUUUAACUUUUUCUGAUAUUUAUCAUAUUGUAUUGGUUCUUUUUUAUUUAAAUUUAUUACAAGGUUCCCAUAAAUUCUGAACGCAAAUAAAGAUGCCAAUAUUAACCCAUCACUCAAACGCUCAUCAAUCUCAGAUGGCUACAUAGGCUAGAGCAGGGGUAGGCAACCUUCAGCACUCCAGAUAUUGUGGACUACAUCCUCCUUGCUGCUUUGCCAUCAAAAUUUGUAAUAGCAUUAUGGGAGAUGUAGUCCAAAACAUCAGGAGUGCCAAAGGUCUAGAGUAUUCAGCCCCAGUGUACAAACCAACAAAACAACUUAGGUUACCCAGGUUUUUCGCACCAUUACAUGGCUAUAGCUCACCUGCCAAUGUCAAUGAUCUAAAGUGAGCCCUAUGCUAAUGUGUAUUUAAAACCAUCUACACUAACUCUGGUUUGUAUUUUGCCCAGAGGCAAAAUCUUUAACGAGACAAAAGAGAGCUAUUUUUCUGAAGCCCACCUACACGAAGCUUGGAAAUCAUUGCCAAUAGGGUUAACGUUUAACAGCAAUGACUCCAAUGUAUCAAUUACAGAGAAACAACGAGACAGGAAAAAAAUGAAGCACAUUUUCUUAAAAAAAAGAGAGAAAAAUGAUUAAAUGCUGCGUUCCCACAGCACAUUUUUUUCAUCCAGGAGUCCCCAGGUACCUUGACAUAAUUUCGGAAAUAUGUUCUGUAUGCAGCUAAACACAGCCAUCCCGGGAGUCCAGUUACUCACUGAAUCUGUUUGGCACCGUUUAACAAUACACAAACAUGAACAAACAGCGUAUGGAGCCAAUUAGAGCUCAGCAAACAUAAUUAGAAGGUGAAUACCGGCGGUAAUUGGGAAUGGAAUUCAAUCAUUCCUGAAAAAUUUUAUGUAAAAUAUGGCAUGAGAUACUUAAUUAGAAACAGCUCAUUAUUCUAGAAGGGGAGUCUGGGAUCCGGUAAUGUAAACGUGAAACGGCGCGGUCACUUAGCUAAUUUUGGCAAAGCUCAUUAGCUAGCUGGAAGCUAGCUGAGCCUUUUGUUUUAUUUUUAUUUAAAAAGUAAAUUUUUUUGUUACCAUCCUAUGUGAGAUCUAAGUUUGUUUUACUCCCUUGGUACAGUGCAUGUAGGCUCCAUGGCAACACAUGUUCUUGUACAAAAGUAUAGAAGGAAUGUCUUUUGUUGGAAUUUUGUAGCAUUUUCAAAGCAGAUAUCUGUGUUGUAGUGGUUAUGAUGCCAGGAGUGUCCAGGUACAUCCCAUAGAAAGAUGUCAAACCUUUAUAGUACACUUUGGCUUAUUACCUGAUCUCUCGAGCGGCCACACUGCAUCAGCAGAAGCUGGAUGUCACCACAAUCGUCGGCAUUUAGCUGAUGGUCCUGCUCGGAUGGCCAAAUGAGGUGGAUGGGGCACAGGUACCCAGGAGGAUCCAGGUAAGUUGUCAAACCAUGCUAGAACAGUCGGUAGUUGAAUAACAUUUCCUUUAAGGAAUGUUAUUUAUUAAAAGGACUCUAUAGCAUUAGGAAUUGUGUGAUGUCAUCCAGGACUGAGCAUGUAAUGGUCCCAGCUGCCCUAUCCAGAAGGCUUGAAGCCGUGUUUCCAAAACAUUCAACUAUUAAAAUAAAAGUACAAGUGAAACAAGAAAAAUAUCCCACAAAUGGGAUAUGGGUGGAUUGGCACUAGAUAAAUUGCCCCCAGUGUCUCUAACCACUCACAAGACAAUAAAAUCACAAAAUAGUACAAAGAGGAGAGAAGGGGGUGUAAUAGUGAUCACCAGCACACAGUGAGUUAUAUUUAAAUCCUACAUAUGGUACACCUCCUGAUUAUUCUGUAUUUCAGUUGUGAGCAGGUAAAACGUUUUCCCUAAUGUAAAUUCACAAACAAACUGAACAUAAAUAAAAUAAACAGACCAGGAAAAAUAGCAGCAGAGUAUUGGAAUGAAAUUCUGAGCACAAUGCGUUUCAACCUAUACAGUUCUCUUAUGUAUAAAUCAGAAAUUAAUUUUCGCACUUUUCUGCGCUCCACAGUUACUUCCGUGUUGUGUCAGGUUUAGAUAUUAUAAAAUACUAGGAAUGCUUAGCUUCUAUAUUAUUAUAAUAAUUAUUAUUAUUAUUAUUGCCAUUUAUAUUGCGCCAACAGAUUCCGAAGCACUUUACAAUAUUAUGAGAGGGGGGAUUUAACUAUAAGAGGACCCUGUUUAAACGAGUUUACAGUCUAUAGGAGGUGGGAUAUAAAACAAAUUAGGACAGGAAAUAGCCAAAUCAAUGUUAAUAAAAUGUUUAUCCUAUAACAAAUGAGAUUUGGAAAACAUUGGACUAAUUAUCGUUCUUAUUAUGAACUGCUACCCCAUUCUAAAAUGGUGAUUACCAUGUCUGCCCUGCUUGUGACUGAUACAGUUUAGGAAGAAAUGCCCGGCAAUAGCGAGUGUGAGAGACAGAAUCAAGGGAUUACGGCGCUGACGUCACCACGUCACUGAUUUCAUAAAGUGGCAUUGAGUGACCACGUCACCGACGUCACCAUGUGCCACGGAGUGACGCUGCACAUAGGGGUAACCUGACGCAACAUGAAAGUGGCAGAAAGGCACUGUACCUCACAGUCAGCAGACACAUUCCAGCCAAUCAGCAGCAGACCCUCCCUCCCAGAUCCCCCACCUCCUGGACAGCUCACUAAGAAUGCAGCUUUACAAUGAAUGUAAAAUGGAUGCUGUCCAGGUCAAAGUUUACUCAAUGAUGACACAGGGGGCGGACCGAACAGCGCAUAUGUUCGCCGUCCGUGGCGAACCGUUCGGCGAACGUUCGGGACAUCACUACUCCCUACCCAUCUCAUCACAUAUAUUUCCUCCAUUCCUCUGUUCUUUUUUUGCUUUCCUACUGUGGAUAUCAUUUAGAUCAGGCGUGUCCAAUCCUCCUGCCUGCACCCUGCAGUGUGUGUAUGUCUGUGAUUGUGUGUGUGUGUGUAUAGGUAUGUGUUUAAAUGUGUGUGUGCAUAUAUAUAUCUAUGAUUGUGUGUGUAUGUGUAUAUCUGUUGGAAUGUGUAUAUGUUUAGUAGAUAGCUCCCUAAUUUGGUAUAUGACAAUCCCACAUAAGGAUAACAAAUAAGGGAUCUAUCUACAGAAAUAAAUGAAAUAUUAAAAUGAAGGAAAAUGCUUUCUAAGCUUUAUUAUACAAAUGUAUUUAUUUAUUUAUAAAAUAUUUUACCAGGAAGGAUACAUUGAGAUUUCUCUCAUUUUCAAGUAUGUCCUGGGUCCACAAAUCAUUGCAUUGUUACAUUAGGGUACAAUAAAAUAAAAAAAAAAUAUUAAUACACAAUAUGUACACAAUGUAACAUAGAACAGGUAGGAGAUAUAUAUCAACCAUGACAGGUGCAUUCUGUUUUGAUGUAUGUAGAGAGGGAUCUCUUAAAGGACUUUAGGCUUAGGGAAGAUUUGAAAGUGUGCGGGAGGUCGUUCCAUAAUUGCGGCGCUCUGUAGGAGAAGGAGGAUCGGGCCGCUUUCUUUUUGUAUUGAAGUAGACUAAAUAAAGUGCUGGUAUUGGAUUGGAGGUUAUAGGAAGUGGGAACAGCUGAGGAGAGCAUUCUGCUCAGGUAGGGUGGGAGCUUCCCAGAAAAGCUUUUAAACACAAGGCUGGUAAGAUGAAGGGUGCGUCUGGAUUCCUGCAAUAACCAGUUUAACUCUUAUAACAUGUCACAAUGGUGAGUCCUAUAAUUACAUUGUAGCAUAUAUCGGCAGAACGAGUUAUACAAUGUAUUGAGUUUAUUAAGGUGGGUUUGCGGUGCAGGUGCAUAUACUACAUCCCCAUAAUCAAUGAUUGGCAUCAGCAUUUGCUGUACAAUCUUUUCCUUUACUUUAGGGCUUAGACAGGAUUUGUUUCUGUACAGGGCACCUUGUUUUGGAUAAAGUUUUGAUGAAAGUUUUGCUAUGUAGAGGCCAAAAGAUAGAUUGUGGUCUAACAACAUACCCAAGUAUUUAAAAGAAUGGACUGCGGUAAUUCUAUUAAUUAUAUAUUUUAUAACUUAGUUAUAUUAUAUAUUCUAUGUGCGGCACAAGAAAAUUCCUCUUCACUCAAUGUGGCCCAGGGAAGCCAAAAGGUUGGACACCCAUAAUUUAGAUGUUUAGGUCAUUUUAGAAGAUAUAGAUAGUCCUAUGACUUUUCUCUUGAGAAACCCAAACAAUGUUCAUCUAUAUUUAAAAUGCAACAACAUAUCUGCUGCUCUACAAGGAGAUAUAAGAAUCUAUAGAGUUUAAAGAUGACCAGGUAAUUACUUGGACUGUAAGUUUUACAUCACACCUUACUUAAAAUGUAAAUAUAAUGGUUCUACGAGAUGGGGCUUGAACGCCAUGCUGAGAGGACACAGCAUGAGCUCCCGAUACAUCUUGAUAUCUAUGUUCUUCUGAGGAUAUUAAUAUCCUGUUCAUCAACCUUUUGUAACUGGCAAAAAUGGCUGACAGUGGCAUUGCUGCAAAGCAUGAUGUACAGGCAUGCAGAGCUGUGUGGAUGGCUUCUUUCGCACAUUUGACGAUAUAUGUAAGCGGUUCUGGGGGAACCUAUGGAGACAGAAGAGGUAAUCUACAUUGUCAGCUCCUGUAGCACAGAUCGAUUUCGAAGACGCCCUUCCAUACGGAGACCUAAGCAGAAUCAGUGGACCACACGAGGUCCCUGCAUCACAGGGACUUGGCCUGGCUGUAGGAGAGGGAGCCUGUGUCCAUAAGGCUGUGGCGAGAUAUCAGGGAGGCCUCGUUCACCCUUUACACCUGCAUUGACUCUAUCUGUAAGCUGAGGAUGAGUGGCCUGCUGCUCUGAAUUUCUAUGUUAUUGCAUCAGAGUUCCUUAUCUUUAUCUAUCUAUCUAUCUAUCUAUUUAUCUAUCUCUUCCUGUUCAGUCAAGCAUAUUUACCUCUUCUACUCUACCAGCCUGAGCAAAUAAUGUGAAUUCAGUCUAAAUGUUCUUGGUGGUUCCACACUGCCUUUUUCCUUGUGUUGUCAAUUGACUUAGCCUAAAAAUUACUUAAUCUAUCUUGUUCUCCAUGACUCACACUCGUUAUUUUCUGUUAUAUAUAAAAAAGUGCUGUAUCUCUGACAUUUUAUGACAAUCUUGCUUCAAAACUCAUCUAUUCAUAUCAAAAUGUAUGUAUACGCUUGAAUGUCUCACUAAGCACUGCAAAAAUAAAUAAUAUAAAUAUAAUGCUUCUCGUAGCUUGAAUUACAACAUGCGCAUAUUAAGAAUCCACGUUCUGCUUGCUAGGGGGAGCUGCCAUCUUAAUGACUUGUCCCUUCUCCCUUUGAGUGGUAGUCUAUUGGUUCUGCUAAGUAAAUGAGGGUCACUCCAGACCAUUAAACAACUUUAGCAUGUGUGAAGUGUGUGUGCUCUUUUUUCAUUUUGCAAAAAGUGCAGAUUCCAGUAAGAAUUUACACUUUCAAAAAUGUACCUGGUUACACCCCCUUGGCUUUCAAGCAAACGGCAGGUAAUAUUACUUCCUGGUUUUGUUAGCGCAAUGCAGCUGACUUCAAGAGGCAGCAAUGGCCCAGAGCACCUGACUGACAAAGACUUCUCAUUGAGCUGCAUUGGGAAGUCUGUGAUUGGACAGCCACAGAAAGUCUGGGCGGGAUUAGAAGAGGAAAACUUGCAAAGGGAGCAGACAAGAGAACUGUUGGUUUUGUAACCUGAUUUUAGGUAUAUCCCCAAUAAAAAAAAAUGCGUAAUUAAAUGCAUGCACGGUUUCAUUUGGGGUAUAUUGACUAGCUAAACCGUGAUUUUAAUUUAUUUUGUAUUUGGGCAGUGGAGUGGCACUUUAAACAUUGUUCACUCAGCUACUCCUGAAAUCAAUUCAGUUAAAGUAAAAUACUUCUCACAUUUCAAUCCAAUAUAAAAGUAAAAGUCGUUUUCACAGUGAUGUUAAAAUCUGUGUUGGGAAAGAUCCUCAGUAUUUGGGAGAUGUUGUUCUGCCCUUUCUUUAAACCUUAUUAAACGGUUGAUAUUUUAAUAUGAAAGUCCGACCUUAGCACCAAUAUGUCAAACGAGAAAUAUGUUGUACCAUCAGAUUGAAUAAAUGACAUGGCUUCAUUGUUAUAUCAAGCCUGCAGCCAGUUUUGUAGUGGUUUAUAAAUUCUGUGGCUUGCAUACCACAAAACAGACAAACAUUCCUUCUGUGUGAUCCCUCACUAAAUAUUAUUCUGUUUGAACGUUUUUUUAUUAUUAUUGCCAUGUCGUAAUAGCCAAAACAGAUGGCUAAUUAACUUUUGGCAAGCGAAGAACUAUCUGUUCUUUAUGUUGUUUCGCUUUACCAUAGAUUUCUACUUCGAUGUACAUAUUUUGUAUUGUUUUUAAAAGACUCUAGUGUUAAAGGUGACACAAUUGGCAGCACCGGAGGGAUUUUAGAGCACAGAGAUUAUUGCAGACAGUAAAUACAAGCGUUUGGUUAUAGUGUUAAAUGAUAUAACCACGUUAUGAGGUGUUAGAAUGGAAGUUAGGGUUCACUAAGGGGGUCUGAGUUAGACCAUUAGCAACAAUUCUCAUCUUAGAGAUUCAGAAAGAUAAAUUCUGGUGCAGCUUUGUCCCAACUCCCCAGCAAAAACAACAAUAUUUGCAAUAGAGAUAGGUUUGUAAAAUAACAGUUAUUCUGGGAGGCCAGAGGCUAUUCUGGUGGGCUUGAGGGACUUCUUAAAUCAUUAAAGACUAGAGGAGAGUAUCAUGGUAGGAACAUUCCAUGUUAUCAUCUCUCCUGUGUGUAUGUUUAUUUAUUUGAUUGUUUGUUUCUCAGUUUAGAAAUAUUUUACAAAGAAGAGUACAUUGAAAUCUCUUUGAUUUGCAAGAAUGUUCUGAAAUGCACAACAGUACAUUUCACAUUUGAUUUGCUUGGAGAUACUGAGAGUCCUCUUAAGAGAUUGCAGGCUCAUGGAGGAUUUGAGGUUGUCUAGUAGGUCAUUGGCCAGUUACGGGGCUCAGUAGGAGCUUUUACGAACUACUUCCUUGUAUCAGGAAUUGUACGAUUCUAGGAGUGUGCGUAGAGUAUAGGGGCUGUAUAGACUGGGACUCAGCAAGUUGAUUAGGUAAUAUUAGAGAAGUGGUUGUUUAUGAAAGCAGCUUGAACAAGCUCGGCAAACCAUGACUUUUCAAUUGCCAAAUACCACAUUGGUCCUGAGGUUUAGCUCACCACCGAGUUUCAUGCAGUUAAGAAACAUUCUUCAAUGCAUCGAUAACCCAUAUAUAUUCUUUCAUGAAUCACAGCAGUGUCAGAGAAUUCUCAAUCUGUGUGUGCUGUAUAGCUAUAAUCUUAGUACACUUUAUCCAUAGUGUGUAAUCGUGGUUUAUAGAAGCCUCACGUAUACCAUGAGUACUUCUUUGUCACCUCAAAAUUAUGCACCGCACUAUAUGAAGACCCAUGACUAACAUCUCAUUGAUUGAUCAUUUGGUUUGGUUACUCCUGGGUGUUCUUCAUCAUUUUAGCAAAAAAUACAUUCUCUAAUUUUAACUGAACUAGAGAUUUUUCAUGUUCUACACUCUUAGCCUUUUGCAGGCCAAUACUCACCGCAAUUAGCUGUUUAGCCAACAGACUACGAUGUGUUCUAAAAUGAAACAAACACAUCACAUUCCCUUCUCAUAAUGGAACAUUCACACUAAGUACUCACUAACAAAGUCAAUAUUUUUUUAUAGCACAUAUUCCCUUCUUAAUACUUUGGUAAAGAUAUAUUCUUACUAUUGCCAUACAGGGAUUUCAUUCAUCUAACAAACUACUGUAAUACGGAGUGAGAGAGAGAGAGCAUUAUGUUUUCAACCAAAACCUUCAUCUUUUGGAGCCGAGCAACAUCUGGAAUGUGGUAAAAUAAUGAGAAAGUCAAGUCAACUGAAAUUAGCACGGGUCACUUCUACACAUAGGGAAAUCAUUACACAUGUUUUAUUUGCUAGAUCUAAGAAGCAGUUGAAAAUAAUCUUUCCAGUUUUUAUUGUAAUUGUGGCUUCUCCUUAUUUGGAGUUUAUUUUAGAUGAAUUGGUACUUUGUUACUCUCUUACCUGUUAAUUUUAACUAUGUGUGCCCUAGCGAGAAUUAGAGCCUGAGUAAUGUGAUGUGUGACUACUCCAAGCAGAGCUGAAAUACCGAUCUAACAAAUUUAAACUUGGGUAUUCAAUACAUUGAUUUAGGCCAUGCCUCUGGAUUCUUCUUUUAAAUUUGCCAAGAAAUCUUAGCAGCCUGGUUUCCACUUAUUUACGGGUUAAGAAGGCAAAAAUCUAUUUAGUUAAGUUCACAGAUAUCUGAAGUUGUGUAAAAAAUCCUUUUUAGUUGCCUUUAAUUCUGGGAAACCAAAGUAUUCUAUUGUAAAGUGCUUUUGGUUUCUGCUCCGGAAGGUACAGCAAGUAUUGGGGAUCACUGUAAAGUCCUAGGGCAGCCGACAUUAAAGAUACAAUAGCAUUAAUAGAUUUUAAGACACGUACCUUUAAUUCCCAGGACACUUUCAUUAUUUAUAAAUAAACAGGUCCCCAGUGAGAAAAGACGUGACCCCCACAUUGAGAGACUCUUGAUUUACAGACCCUCGUAUCUCUGCUUUACAUAUUACCUCUUUUUCCUUGAGAAUCCAAGACUCCAAUGGUUGACAUGUGGCAUAGAUCUAUAGUUGGCAGAUUGUUUUAUGAGCAAGCUUAAUUUUGCACCAGCUGAUGCUUUUGGAACUGUGCAGAGCUGUUUUAUGUGAAAGAUAAAGAACGUUAGGGAAAAAAACGAUGUCAGAAAAGGUGAAUUUUUGGUUAUAAUUACAGUGCAUUGCAGAGGAAUUCUGACAAGAUAGGCUUUGCUUUAUUGGACCAGACUUACAUUCCCGAGGAUACAGAUAUAUUUUUCUAUCCACUCCUCUCUUUCCAUUCCUGAAAAGUAUGCACGGUAUUCAGGAAAGCUCAGAGGACUAAGUGAUAGUAGCCUUACCGUGGUAAGCUAACCUGACAGACUGUAAGAGAUCACACCUCUCCACCUUCCAGGGACGGUGUCCUUUCUAAUACCUCCGCCCCGGGCGAAUGCCUUCAUAAUAGUCAUAUUCCAGUCAAAUAAACAAAUAAACCAAUUUAUUGUGCCUGCAAGUAGGUUGUAGAGCACGUAGCUGUAAAAAUCUGUCCCAUGGUGCUUCCAAUUUCUAAACAUUAAAAGGGACGCUUUAGAUACUACAACCAUUCCAUCUCAUUGAAGUGGUUAUAGUACCUUGAGUCGCCUGGCACUGGCCCUACAUUCAAUGUUAAAUAAUUUUUGAGAACUUUAAGACUAAAUUAGGAUUAUUGGAGGUGUUGCUAAGGCAGAUAUUACACACUUCCUUGCAGCCAUACCAGUUCUUACUAGCAAUGAGAGUUGUGAUAAUCUAAGCCAAUCACAGCCACCCACUGUUGCUCAGGCUAACAAUUCCUCAUGGACCCUAGCAGCUCAGAUGGGAUGGGCUGCUGGUGGUUCUCGUUAACAUUAAAACAAUUAAAACUGUUUAACACUGAAUAAAAUUACAGCAACGGGGACUACAGAUACAAUAACCAGCUUAAUGAGGUGAAGCAUAGAAACAUAGAAACAUAGAAACAUAGAAUGUGACGGCAGAUAAGAACCAUUCGGCCCAUCUAGUCUGCCCAAUUUUCUAAAUACUUUCAUUAGUCCCUAGUCUUAUCUUAUAGUUAGGAUAGCCUUAUGCCUAUCCCACGCAUGCUUAAACUCCUUUACUGUGUUAACCUCUACCACUUCAGCUGGAAGGCUAUUCCAUGCAUCCACUACCCUCUCAGUAAAGUAAUACUUCCUGAUAUUAUUUUUAAACCUUUGUCCCUCUAAUUUAAGACUAUGUCCUCUUGUUGUGGUAGUUUUUCUUCUUUUAAAUAUAGUCUCCUCCUUUACUGUGUUGAUUCCCUUUAUAUAUUUAAAUGUUUCUAUCAUAUCCCCCCUGUCUCGUCUUUCCUCCAAGCAGAUACAGUACUUACAAUGUCCCUUUAAUGACAUAGUGAAGGCUACAGAGGGAUCAAGAUAUUCGCACCCUUGAUGGCACAGGUCAGUUCUGACCAAGUCCUCAAGGCACGCAUAUUAAUUUGUCAGCGUGUUCCCUUACUCUUAAGAACUUUGUAUCAGCUAGGACUUUAACAAAAUGCAAAAAUAAAGAAGCAAUAAUAGGAUGUAGGGAUUUUAUUCUAAACAAUGUCCAUAUAAUUUGUGGGUUCCAGUCCUUUAAUUCUGUAAACUUAAUGAAUUUCUACUCUGGACUUGAGGCGUCAUGUUCUCCUACAAUCUUUGUAUAAACUUUGCAGAUAUUGACAGUUUGAUAAACUGAAUCUCAGUGAACCAUUAGUAAUUUUUGUCAGUUUUCAUUCACUUUUUAUCAGAAAUAUACGUCUUUUUCAGAGAUAUAUUGUGAUCAUCCGGUUUGACCAACGCAAAUGGCAUAUCCCACAUUGUAUAAAUAACUACUACUUCUGCUGAAAGUCUGUCCCACACACCUACUUAUAGUAAAAUUGUGUCAUGAUAUAGGCCUUAAAUUCCACGAAUUCAUUACCUUCCAGGUAUGUCCUUCUGCGCUAAUUAGCUCUGCUAUGUAAAAGGAGAUAAUCCUACUUUGUAAAACCCCUUCAUAUAUUUGUAAGCUUUUAUAACAUGCAUGGAUAGCAAGCUCUUUGGUUUAGAAGGGACCUUACUUGUUAAAUUACAUAUUUACAUCUAAUGAAAAUGCUGAAGUAUUCCUUCAAAUUCUAGUAAAACAGACUCUUAGGGUUUCCAAAGAUCAAACAUUUUGUAGUUGUUGUUUUUUUCAUUUGCAGUUAUUUUUAGAUCUUAGAUGCAAUUUUAAUUAAAUUAAUUUGAUAGACACUGAUCAUUGCCAGCUAACCAUAGCCCAGGGAGAGAUAGCGGAUGUUCCUGCUUAUGGACUAUUGACUCUUCAGUGUUAGUAGUGGAGGCGGGAAUCAGUGCCCCGUGAGCCCCAGGUAAUAAGACAAACCGCUCAAAAUGCACAAUGUAUGAGGCGCCACUUGUGACACCAUAACCAUUGCAGUGUGCUGCAGUGGUUAUGGUGCUUGAAGUGUUCCUUUAAACACUGCUACACAUCAGUUCAGCUAUUCUCUAAAAUGUUUACUUUUGUGUUUUUAAGUAUUUGUUAGGUUAUAGGUUGUACGGACUUGCAGUAAAGUGCGGUAUUAUUUAUUUGCCCCGUUUUUGUCUUGGUUUGCUGAGUAGACCAAACACCCUUACAUGGUGUGAAACCUCCCAAAUUAUUACCGUUUACAACAUUUUAUAUUGCAUGUCUCUAGGGCUCACUGCAACAUCGUGAUACCAAUAAGUUAAACAUUGUAGGCUGUGCAAUUAUCUAAACUGUUUAGGGCAUUGACACCUCUCUACCUCUGUUUGUGUCUAGUCUGAUUCACUAAGCUCUGGUAAAAUGGUGAUAGAUGUUUGGUGCUACAGUUACUGUUAUAUACUACAAAGUAAAUUAUUCCAUAUUAUCUGCAAAGGCUCAUAACAAGGUUGGGAGCAGAAAUCAAGUGAUCUCUCACUGUGAACUGUAAAUCCCAUUAACAUGUACCAAUCACCGAUUCAAUUCCUAAUAUCCACUACCAGUCACAAAGGGUCACAAACUGUAACUUGGAUCCACCGAUUUACCGAGGCUAGUUACAAUACAAGUGGUUAUUACCCUGGCUAUAAUCAAGUGGCUCACAAUUUUUUCAGGUUCAAGGCGCCGUUAAUAUUUCAAUAUUUUUCCAAGGCACCCCAAGUCAGAAUAUCUAAGUUGUAUAUUUGUACAGUGCUGCGGCAUAUACUGGUUCUAUAGUAUAAUGUACAGUGUUGCUUGUACACAGCUUUAGUGUUUUAAUACAGGGGUGUGUUUGUUUGUAAUGUUUGCGUCUGAUUGCAGCGGUGUGUUUGAAUGUAUUGUUCACUUUUAACCCCUUAAGGACCAAACUUCAGGGAUAAAAGGGACAUGUCACACAUGUCAUGUGUCCUUAAGGGGUUAAAUGUAAAUGUGCAUUUGUGUGAAGUUUUUUUAUUUGAGUGAAGGGUUUGUAUAUCAUUUUGGAGUUUGAAAUCAGCGGUGUGUUUGUGUAAUAUUUGUGUUAAAAUGCAGGAGUGUGUUUGUAUGUCGUGCUGAUGUUUGCUUGGAUGUAUACACAUACACUACCACAUACACAGAUAUACAUGCACAUUAACACACAGAUACAACUACACCGACACAUACACACAAAUUCAUAUAGACUCUGAGAGGUACACACACACAUAGAUUCACACACAUACACACACACACUGACACACGCACACACCUUAGCACAUGCAUACACAGACAUACACACACACUGACACAUACACACAUCUUAACACAUGCAUACACCAACAUACACACACACUGACUAAUACACACACUUUAACACACACAUACACUGACACAUACACACCAAACGCACACUCUGACACACAGAUACACGCACCAUGUUACACACAAACACUGACACAUGCACAAACCAUGACACAGAUAUGCACACUGACAUAAAAAACACACCCUGACACACACACAAACACUGACACAUGCACACACCAUGACAAAGGUACACACACUGACACAAAAACACACACCCUGACACACAAAUGCACAUACACAGAUGCACGGUCUGACACUGAGAUGUGUGCGCACAGAAGUGUGCACACACACAGCCACACACACAGCCACACACACAGAAGGACAUAGACAUAUAUAUACACACACAUACACACACACACAAUCUGACAAACACAUACAAGUGAUAAUUUUUAUAUAUGCAUCCACCAUCCUGUUAGCUUACCUUGUGUGUCCAGGAGGGUGGCUCGAUUGGAGGUCUGGUCCUGCUGCUGGCUGGUGGGAGUGAGGCGUCUGGAGCAGCUCUUCAUGCUCUGCUCCCCUCAUGCUGCCUCUGUAGCUGUCUCCUCUCUGCCCUGUGCUGUCUCCAUGCAUGAUGCUGGGAGGAAUUGACAGGCUGUCACUUCUUCCCAGCCUGCCACCACUACAGGGGCCCGGUCGCGGUCUUAAAGAGCCACCCGACUGGGCCCCUGUUCAACAGAAAUGUUUUGCAGUGCUAUAAUCAUUGCACCGUUGAAACAUUUCCCGGUGCUGCUGUGUGCCCGUCGCUGCCCCACGGCACACAGUUUGGGAACCGCUGCGAUAAUCUAUUGUUUAUGUUUAACCCCUUAAGGACCAAACUUCUGGAAUAAAAGGGAAUCAUGACAUGUCACACAUGUCAUGUGUCCUUAAGAGGUUAAGGUACUCUCUAUGCAAAGUUUAAUAUCAGUAAGCAAAGGACUAAUACUCUAAAGAGCAAAUUGUGAUGAGUUGAUAACUAACUAACAAAAUUGGGCCAGUAUAAAAUUGCACAAAUUGAUCAGAUCUGCUUUUUUGGAUUUAUAGUAAUUUUUUCAAGUCAGUUAUUAAAGUUGCACAGCUCAAAUGUUAAUGGAUAAACAUUAUAUCACCCUGAGUACUGUAUGUUUUGAUAAUGUUUUUUUUUUUUUAUAGAGAACCAACAUAUUUUGUAGUGCUGUACAAAUGUUAGACCGCGCAAAAAGCCCUGCAUUACUGAGGAUGAUUUAGUAUAGGCCUUUUAUCUAGUAGACAGCCACUAGAGGUGGAGUUAACCCUGCAAGGUAAUUAUUGCAGUUUAAAAAAACGACAAUAAUUACACUUGCAGGGUUAAGAGUUGUCACCCAGACCACUUCAAUUGACAGAAGUGGUCUGGGUGCCUGGAGUGUCCCUUUAAUUAAGUAGUUUUGGUGUAUAGAUCAUGCCUCUAUGUAAUCACUGCUCAAUUCUCUGCCAUUUAGGAGUUGAAUCACUUUGUUUAUACAGCCCUAGGCACACCUCCCUGCCUGUGACUUACACAUCCUUCCUUUACACUUCCUGUAAAGUGAGAUCUAACGUUUAAACAUCCUAAUAGCAAAUUCUGUUUAAUGUAUAAUUUAUUAUCUUGCGCUUCGUUAAUAGCUUGCUAGAUCCUGUAAUUGCCUUGUGUGUGCGAUUAAAGUUAAAUUGACAUACUUAACAUUAAAGUAAGUUAAGAUUGGAUUGAACAUGAAGCCAUUUUUUUUUCUUGUAGACUGUGUCAGUCCCAGCCAGGGGAGGUGUGGCUAAUUCUGCAUAAACAGAAAAAAAGUGAUUUAAGUCCUAAUUGAGCAGGGAGAAUUCUUCAUUAACCCCUUACUGACCAGACCGUUUUUCAAUUUUCCUACCGUUAAGGACCAGGGCUGUUUUUACAUUUCUGCGGUGUUUGUGUUUAGCUGUAAUUUUCCUCUUACUCAUUUACUGUACCCACACAUAUUAUAUGCUGUUUUUCUCGCCAUUAAAUGGUCUUUCUAAAGAUAUCAUUAUUUUCAUCAUAUCAUAUAAUUUACAAUAAAAAAAAUAUAGAAAAUAUGAUGAAAAAAUAUAAGAACACACUUUUUUGAACUUUGACCCCCAAAAUCUGUUACGCAUCUACAACUGCCAAAAACACCCAUGCUAAAUAGUUUCAAAAUUUUGUCCUGAGUUUAGAAAUACACAAUGUUAACAUGUUCUUCGCUUUUUUUUUUGUGGAAGGUUAUAGGACAAUAAGUACAAGUAGCACUUUGCAAUUUCCAAACCGUUUUUUUUUUUUUCAAAAUUAAUGAAUUACAUUGUAACUCUGAUAUCUGUCAGGAAUCCCUGAAUAACCCUUCACAUGUAUAUAUUUUUUAAAAGAAGAAAACCUAAGGUAUUAAACUUGGGGUAUUUUGACUGUUUUCAUGAAACCAUUUUAACACCAAUCGAUGUAAAAAAAAACAACAAAAAAAUGAAAUUUUUUUACACACAUAGCAAUUUAAAAAUACAUGUACUGAGAACUUUAAGGGUUACUGCCAAAGAACACCCCAAUAUGUGUUCAGCAACAUCUCCCGCACACAGUGAUACCACCCAUGUAUAGGUGUGUCACAAACUCUGGCCAAAGUUAGCAUUUUUAUUAGUUUUUUUGCAUUUCUUUAAAACAAAAACUGCACUUUUACAGGUGAUAUCAUGGUCGUGAUAAGUUUUACUUUUUAAAACACUCCUUAGUAGCAUCUUGUGUAAGAAAUGGGUGGAUGCGGGUUAUGUUUUUAAGGUGGAAUCUACAGGAUUUGAUAACAGACUGAAUGUGAGGCUCAAAUGUGAGGCCAGAAUCAAGUUUAACGCCAAGACAGCGCACUUGCAAGGAUGGACUAAUGUGGUACCACUCACUUGAAGGGAGAGCGAAACAGGGAGAUCAGUAUUAGGAGGAGGAAAGACAAGGAGUUCAGUUUUAGAGAGAUUGACUUUCAAAAAGUGGGAGGACAUCCAUUCAGAUAUGGAAGAAAGGCAAGCAUUGACAUGAUGCAGGACGGCAGGGGAGAGGUUCGGGGAGGAGAGGUAUUUCCGAGUGUCAUCAGCGUACAGGUGGUAGUGGAAUCCAAAUGAGGUAAUAAGUUUGCCAAGAGAGGCAGUAUAAACAGAAACUAGAAGGGGUCCAAGUACAGAGUCUUCAGGGGACUCCAACAGAGACAGGGCGAAGGGAGGAGGUAUCAUUAGAAAAGAAGACACUGAAUGAGCAUUGGGAGAGAUAGGAGGAAAACCAAGAGAGGACAGAGUCACAGAGACUGAGUGAUUGAAGAGUUUGGAGAAAGAGAACAUGGUCAACAGUGUCAAAGGCAGCAGAGAGGUCAAGAAGAAUUAGUAUAGAGUAAUGCCCUUUGGAUUUAGCAGUGAUUUGGUCGUUAGUGACUUUAAUAAGAGCAGUCUCAGUAGAGUGGAGAGGGUGGAAGCCAGACUGAAAAGGGUCAAGGAGAGAGUUGGAAUUGAGGAAGCAAGUCAGACAGGUAAAAACAAGUCUUUCCAGAAGCUUUGAGGAAAAAGGGAGCAGGGAUAUUCUUCACUCAAACAUGAUGAUCUUAGCAAAUCCAAUGCUUUCCCAUAGGAAAGCACUGGGAGGCUAUUAUGCAUGUGUGGCAAAAAACUGUACGGCAAAUCAGCAUUUUCAUGGGGAGCGUUCAGCGCCUCCAUGCAGAUCUAAUCUAAUACACUGCCCCCUCCCACAUUCUAAUACACUGUCACAAAUCCAAUACAUUGCCCCCUCCACCCAAUCUAAUGCAUUGCCCCUUAAUCUCAUACACUCCCUACCGCCCUCAACUCUAAUUUAAUACACUGCCCCUCCCUACACCAAUUUAAUACACUGCCCUCUCACGCCCCAAUUUAAUACACUGCAUUGCCCCCAAAAUAAUACACUGCCCCCUCCACCCAACCUAAUGCACUUCCCCUUAAUCGAAUACCCUGCCCCCUCCCACAUUCUAAUACACUGUCUACCUCCCUCAACUCUAAUUUAAUACACUGCCCUCUCACCCCUCAAUUUAAUACACUUCCACUACCUUAAGAUGAGCCGCCCAUCCUCCAGUUCCCUCUUCUCUGCUCAAGCAAGGGGGAGUGGCUGGCACUAUGAGCAGGAGGGAAGGGGGAGUGGCUGGCACUGCGAGCAGGAGGGAAGGGGGAGUGGCUGGCACUAUGAGCAGGAGGGAAGGGGGAGUGGCUGGCACUGCGAGCAGGAGGGAAGGGGAAGUGGCUGGCACUAUGAGCAGGAGGGAAGGGGGAGUGGCUGACACUGCGAGCAGGAGGGAAGGGGGAGUGGCUGGCACUAUGAGCAGGAGGGAAGGGGAGUGGCUGGCACUGUGAGUUGAGGGAAGGGAGUGGCUGGCAUUAUGAGCAGGAGAGGGAGAGAGUGGCUGGCACAGAGCAGGAGGAAGGUGUGGCUGCCACUGUGAGCAGGAGGGAGGGGGAGUGGCUGGCACUGCGAGCAGGAGGGAAGGGGGAGUGGCUGGCACUGCGAGCAGGAGGGAACGGGGAGUGGCUGGCACUGCGAGCUGGAGGGAAGAGGGAGUGGCUGUCACUGCGAGCAGGAGGGAAGUGGGAGUGGUUGUUAAAGCGAGCAGGAGGGAAGGGGGAGUGGCUGGCACUGCGAGCAGGAGGGAAGGGGGUGUGGCUGCCACUGUGAGCAGGAGGGAAGGGGGAGUGGCUGGCACUCCGAGCAGGAGGGAAGGGGGAGUGGCUGGCACUGUGAGCAGGAGGGAAGGGGGAGUGGCUGGCACUCCAAGCAGGAGUGGCCGCGGGAGCACGCCAUCGGCAGUGGGAGGGAAGACAAGAAUCAGACAGGAAAGAUCUUUCCUGUCUUGCGGCUGGUCACAGCCACAGCACAAAACAGCCCCAGGGCAGGUGGCCGCAGAGAUGUUUAUUGUGGGCCGCAUAUGGCUCACAAGCGCAAGUUUGACAUGCUUGAAAUAGAAUGUCAGGAAUACAUGUUUGUUAGUGUUCCUUUUAGCUAAAGUAGUUUUGAUGCCUAUAGUAAUACAUUAUUACUAUUUUUAUUUGCAUUUAUAUAAUGCCAACUAUUACAUUUACAUUAUUAUUAAAAUUAUUAUUACUAUUGGUAUUUAUAUAGCACUAAUUUACUCCGCAGCACUUUACCAUAUGAUAAAGAGGAAAUGUAAAAAUAGAUGAGACAAUUAAAACAAAAUGUUACAGUAACACUAGGUUGCUGAGGACCCUACUCAAACAAGCUUACAAGCUAUAGAUUUAUAGUACCUGGAGUACCGAAGCAGUGUACAUUGAGAAUAUAGAAGGCAAACAAACCUGACAAACAUGGUGAAAAUCAAUGAGAUAAACAGAAAGUCAGUGUGGUGAUGUCCUGCUUUAAAGGGACACGCUAGACUUCUAAAGCACGUUAGCCUUCCUUUCUUUCAAUCAGACAACGGGUGUUACUUCCUGGUUUGGUUAGCUUGGUUGAAAAAAGCUCAAGAGAUGGGCAAUUGCUCAGAGCACCUGCUUUGCAAAGACUUCAAACUGAGUUGUAUUAGAAAGUCUGUGAUUGGACAGCCACAGAAAAUAUGGGCCGGGUUAGAAGGGGAGGGAUUGCAAAGGUUGUAGACAAGAUAUCUGCACUUUUUGCAAGCUUUUUAGACAGGCAAUCCCUGACAGACACAAUCUCACUGAUUUGAAACAUGCACUGACAGACACACUUGCUGACACAUACUCACUGACAGACACACCGGCACACUCUCAAUGACAGACACAACUCACUGAUAUAAAACAUACUCCCUGACAUACACUCACUGACAGUCACACACUUUCUCUGAGAGCCACAUACAUUCUCUGAUUUGACAUACACUGGCAGACACACACUCACUGACAAAUACACAGACACACACACUCUGAAUGACAGAUUCACAAUCUCGCUGAUUUGAAACACACUUAUUGACAGACACACUCACUGACAGACACACAAUGUCACUGAUUUAAAACACACACUGACAGACACACAUACACAUUGACAGACAUUCUUACUGACACACACACACUCACUCACUGAAAGACACACUCCAGAUGACAGACACACUCUCAAUGACAGACACACACUCUCAUUGAUUUGAAAAAAAGUCAAUGCCAGGCACACAUAUACACACUUACUGACAGACAAACUGGCACACACUCUUAAUGACAGACACACACUUUCACUGAUUUGAAAAACACUCACUGACCAAGCAGGAUAAAUAUAUGGGAGGGGGAUAUAUGGUGGCAUUGUGGGUGCAAUAGUGGCUGUAGUGUGAGUGGAUAACGGCUGCAUUGUAGGGUACGUUAAAAGGUGCUUUAAUGUGUGGAAUAGGAGAGGUAUUGUGUGGGAUAGGGGAUUUAGAGAGGGGUAAUACUGUGGGGUAUGGGGCUUUAUUGUGAUUGGGACAGGGGUCAUAUUGUGGGGUAUUGAUUCUUUAGUGUGGGUGACAAAGGCAGUAUUGUGGGGGGUUGGGGCUUUAGUAGGGAAGGGGGAUAGGAACACUAUUGUGGGCAUUGGGGCUUUAGUGUGGUGGGAUAGGGGCAGCUUUGUACAAGAUAAGUGCUUUGGUGUGGGGGAUAGGGGUAGUUUUGGGGGUUAGAUGAAGUAUUGUGGGGGAUUAGGGCUUUAGUUGGGGGAUUGGGGGAAGUAUUGUGGGCACAGACAUACAUAGUAAAACACACUCAAAAACACUGAGACGAACCACAGACACAAUCUCACACACCCACAGAUAUUUUUUGGGCCACCCACUCCUUGCUUAUAGGAGAACUGGAGCGAUCCACAACCUGGGCGGCAGUUGCACUCCUCUGAGUACAGCCCCCUCACCCUCUUUGAGAUGGUGCCUGGGUUGGAGUGACGUCACAUUCCGGCUCCCGGCACCUCUACAGGGCGUGCAAAGGUGUUGUACAGGCAAAGCUGUUAUAGAUAGGAGCUCCCUCAGAGGAGUGCCGCAGCAGCUCACAGGAAUGACCAGCCAUACAACCCCAGCGAGUAGAGUUUAAGCAUGCGUGGGAUAGGCAUAAGGCUAUCCUAACUAUAAGAUAAGGCCAGGUACUAAUGAAAGUAUUUAGAAAAUUGGGCAGACUAGAUGGGCCGAGUGGUUCUUAUCUGCCCUCACAUUCUAUGUUUCGAUGUUUCUAUGUUCAAAGUAUGCAGCAGGCUGACACUCGGUGCCGGGCAGCAUAUUUCAAGUAGCUGUUUGGCACCAAGAAAAAGGAAACACAAAGCUGUGCUAAAAGACUGAGGAGCCACUCACCUAGUGCACAGGAACUGGUGGGUCUGGAUGGCAUCUCAUUGGGGGGGGUGGCCGUGGCUCCUUCUUGCCCCCCAGCAACUCCACUGCCUUGGGGGAAAUCUAAGGUGGCCAGCCGGCCACCUCCUGGGCCCCCUGUGCUAGCCCUGGUCCCUUUAAAAACACUUUCUAAUUGUCAGCUUUUCAUGCAGAAAUAUUACAGAAAUUAAAAUUUGUUGGAGUUUGGACCAGUCGGGUGAUCCUCCGCAUGUCUGCUUUACAAACCGCCGUGUAGACUAAUUACGAAACAAACGACUUGGACGCAAUGGACAAGCACGUUCAUUAGAUUUGUGAUUCAGAGUUCUGCCCAUGACACCAAAAAAAUUGAUGAUUGGUGGGAAAAAAAGAUGACUGAUGUCUAGCGGACAUUCGCUAAAUGUUACUUUUACUCACAGAUCCCGUGAGAAAUGACCAAAAGAGCGAAAAAAGGAGCAGUGAAAAAAUGUAUACAUAUAUAUAAUUUAUUUAAUUAAAGUAUAUUAAUAUAUAGACAGAUGUAAUACUGCUCAUCUUCUUUCUCGUCUCGCUUGAUCUGUGAUGCAAAUGGCGUGUAACAGGCUCCUAUCGGUGUUCUGUUAAAUAUAUACAUAAUAUUUACAUUAUCUGUAUUUUGCCGUGAACUGGUCCAUUUUCACACCAUUUUGGUUUGUGUUUUCCUGAAUCUUCUACGGUGGAUAAAAUUCUGACUAACUAAAACAAGUUUUUACGCCAUACACAAGGCUAAAGGGUGCCUCAAAGCACUUUUCACAGUAGCAAAAAGGACAUAAAAGUUGUGAAUAUCACAGACGCACGAUCGUCCUGCAAGUCUUGUAAAAUGUGAUCUCUGUGUGGUUUCAUGAUGUUUUCCCAUCAGUGCACAUCUGCUAGACAGCAGGGAGGCAGGAACUAUCAUUCACAUCAGGAAUGACAACGAGGAGGUACUCAUUCCAGUGUUCAUAUUUAUUCUCGUGGAGCAAUUUUCAUGGAAAAGACAUGGACGUUUUGAGCAAAAAUGAGUACUCGGCCACAAUGGACUUUUCACUGUUACAGCACAGACAUUGUGCCCGAAAUACGCAGCAUAAGAAAAUAAUAAUCUAAACUGCAUGCAAGUUACAGCAAUAACUUACCGAGAAAUGUGUUAUAUAGAAAGAACCCCAGAUGCACACUAUAUGAUAAUCGCUCACAGACUGAGAGUGACAUGAACAUGGUGCAUUCCUAAUGCACUAAUAAUACCUUCCCUCUAACACCACUAGCACUAAGACCUGGCGGCGGGCUCACAUCCUGCGGUUAACAUAAAUUAAAACAGGCAGAGUCCCAUAUAAGGAUAUCAGGAUAUUUCCUUUAAAAUGUCUUAGUUCCUGUUCAAAGAAGCAAAGUUUCCAGAGACGCUCCCUGCAUAGGAUCAGCAAGGAAUAGUGAUGAAUGAAUUCAAGAGUCUUUCAAAAUUAUUUCUUAAACAAAUCAAUAAUCAACUCAUCUUCUACUGCAGAUAAGGUAAAGAGAUCAUCACCCCAUCUUCCAUUCAUAGUGCACGCCAAUUAUUUAAUGAUGCGUUGUGCAGUACAUUUCAAUGUUUCAUAAAUAUUUAAGUCAAAGCUACAAGUUUGUUAUGACGUACUCUGGCAGUUACAUAGUUAACUUGCAUUGUUGAACUUGCAACUAAACUGCAUUAUAGAUAUAGCGUUAACGUAAGCAGAGAAUAUGUACUUUGUAUCUGUCACUAGGACUCUUGUAGGAUAUUGUUAGUGUAUGACCUAACUCCUGAAGUACCAGGACACCAUAAGACUUUUCAACAGUUAUACUUUGAUUUAACUCCUUAAAGGACAAUGUAAUCUUUAUGUCAACAUCACAAUUUAUUUUGCAAUAUGAUUCUUUUUGAUACGAUCCAUUUGAUAAGAUCCAAUUGUUGACUGCACAGACCGACAUUGGUCCUUAAGGGGUUAAAAUAAUUCACCUCUUCCCUAAGACUGGGAAAGUUACAAGGAUGGUGAUAAUGUGUUAAGAAAGAGAUAAUUCACAGUUUGUAAACUGGAGCUUGGAACGGAGUGAGCUGUGGGAAGUGACCGUGCGUACAGACAGCCCAGGAAUAAUUGGGAUAUAUAUGGAGAGAGAUUCUGGGACAACAUUAUUAGCCUGCAGCAGUCUCCAUGGAAACCUACAGAAUGUUGUUGCUGAUUGCUCCACUUUCUCGCAAAUGAAUCUUUAUCCAGAAUUCCGUCAGUUUCUCUGCAAAUCCAAUCACUGCUUAUAACAUGCUGGAGUCUCUAUGUAAGCAGAUACCCAGCCAGAGAGGGCUAUACAUCCUAAGACAGACUUUAAAAGGAGUCACUUAAAGACAUAAUGGGAGGAAUGGAUUGUACACAAACAGAGUAAUAGUUUUGUUGUUAUGGUACCCUUACAUUAUGCAAUCCUUGUGCCACUGUACCAUUUACAGACAACCAUCCACAGGGCAUCCAUCCUAAGGCAGGGGCCCAGAUUGCACUUGUGGUAUUGCUGAAUCUGAUAUGUUAUUUCUGAUUGAAGCAAAAUAAAUGCAAGGAGCUGAUUCGAUUGCGUGAUCUCUGCAGGUCGUUUUAUCUAUAGUUUCUGAGAAUAUUUAGAAUUAUGUUAAAUAAAAAAUAAAAAUGGUCUACUAAAUCAAAUCACGAAAUACACAGUGAUUUUAAAUUAAUUAUACCAAGCAAAAUACGGGACUUUUGUUAAAAUGGCAUAUUUAUUGUUCAAAGUGAGUGGCAGCUUUUACUGUGCGCUGAGUUAUUUGUUUAGCUGUUGUUCAGCGAUGCGGACUAUGUUGGUGCUUUAUAGAUUAAUCAAAUGCUUUCAGAAAAUUCUUCCACUGGAAAGCAAGACUUCUAUUUGAGUUAUUCUCUGUUGCUUCUAGUUCCCUGGGGGAGAGCUAGAAACGUUUGUGAUUUAAUUCCCAUGAUGAUUAUUAUGUUUUCUCUGAAAAUGUCCAGUUUUCGAGAUUGUUUGCCAUAUUUGUAACCCUUUCACAGCCACUAGUUAAAGGGAUUCUACAGUGUAAGGAAUAUGAAGUUGUAUUACUUUCACUAUAGUGCCCCCUGGGUCCUCCUCCCUCGCCCUCCCCUUCACCCCUCCAGCACUGCAAAAAAAACCUUUAUUUACUCACCCUAUUCCAGCGCCAAUGUCCCUCGGUGCUGGGUCGGCACUCUGCCUCUUCCAAUGUCUCGCGCAAGAGCAUUAGGCCCUCCCCGUAGGAAAUUAUUGCCUAAAUGCUUUCCUAUGAGGAUUUUACUGAAGCUGUAAGUCAACAAGCAGAGCAUUGAGAACGUCCAGCACAGUUUGGGCAACCUAAGGUCCGGUACACUCCCGGUAGACAGUCACUAGACGCAGGCUUAGUACUGCAAUGUAAACAUUGUAGUUUCCCGAAAACGGCAAUUUUUUACUUUGCAGGACUAAGGAGACAGAGACAUUGCACCUAGAGCACUUUAAUUAGAUUAAGUCUAUAGGUCUGGAUGUCUAUAGUGUCCCUUUAAAGAGUUUGUGCAAAGAGAACCAUUAAAACAUUUAAUCUAAUAAUUUUAGUUUUCAAUCUUUAGUAAUCCUUGAAGCAUUCCAUUUAGAACACGAGAGGGGAAUGUAUUCCAAUUUCUUGUUACUGAAAGGGUUAAGACAAGGAUUGAUAAAGUGUAAAUGUUCAGCUGAUGAUAAACUACAAUUAUUACUCCCCCAGCACGAGUUCUAAAACUAUGACUGACACUCAAUCAGUUAUUAAGGGGAAAUUCUAACAGUAUAAAUACAAACAUGUGUUUCUAGCAUUGGAAUUUGUACCUAGUGGUUUAGAUUUAUGGGCCCCCUCUGAGAUGAAAAUACAUACAUUUUAAUUGCCUUUAUUCCCUUGCUGUGGCCACCUACCCGCCCCUUGGUGAGAUCAUACUUAUGAUGGAGAAGACUGCGCAGAGUAGCAGAGGGGGGGCUUCUGCGCAUGUACCUCACUGUGUCAAUCAGUGCUUCCCCUAGUGGUGUAUGUAUACCAAUACAUCUCAAUAGGAAACGUUGUACGUCUUCAUGCCCGGCCUGGGAGGACGAUAAACGCCAAUUCUGCAAACUUUCUCUAUUGGCUGUCUAAAAGUGUUCUUAGGGGUAAAUUGCACAGACAGAAUAGAUAGUAUUUACAAUGCCGGGGAUAUAGGGACAAGCUUGUUGCACCAAAACAAAUUAUUUAUAUAGCGCUAACAUAUUUCACAGCACUGUACAAUAGGUAAAACAAGACAAUUCUAGCAAAACACAUUUGACAAAGAGUAGGUAACUAGGGCCCUGCCCAAACAAUCAUUAAUCUAAAAGUACAUGACGCUGCGUUUAGAAUGGUGACAGAUGGACUGGCGGAGGCUUCUAACAGAAAGAGGAUAAUGCACACAAUACAAGGGAGCCAUUCCGCCAGGGUGGCGAGAAUAAGGGGGGCAAAUCCCCAAAAUACCACGCCAUGUUUCACAAGAAUCCAGGCACACCUAGUGGUUGCUUCAAAAAGCCAUCCUCUUAUUCAGGAACAAAAUGCAAAAGCAAUGUUUCGGCUCUUACAUGAGUGUUUGUCACGCCUGGUGGAGGCUGUCUGACUAUAGUUUAGAGUUUGUAGAUCAUUUUUAAAAAAAUCAAAAAACUGAACAUUAACCCCAUUCACUACCUACAAAGUAUAUGCUGUCCAUGGUAUCUGUUUCACAGGAUCAAAGGGCACACAGCACAAUAAAUCUAGACAGAUUGAACUCUGCUCCAGCCCUGGUCCUGGCCUUUAUGAGAUACUAAUUUGGGAGAGAGGCCCUGUAAAUGGUGCCCCCCCUUUCCACCUCCUGCACACAGGACAGCAUGGAUAAAUGUUCGAUAAUAUGAAUUUCCAAGCAUGCCAACAGAUUCCUUACAAAUAUCCGUAACUCGAGUAUGUGACCAUUCGUGUUUUUUAUAUUUAAUUAGUUUUUACAUAUUUUAAGUAUACUGUUAGAUAUUAAUAAGUGAUACUGCAUAAUCUCUAAUAAUUAAAACCUCAUAAUGCUUCCGUAAAUAGAGGACAAAUAAAAAAACUGCCCUUAAUGAAUGCAUAUUUUGGAUAUUUCACAAUAAUCGAAAUCUAUAUACAGCUGCUCCUGUGUCCUACUUUUAUGUGCUGGUUAUUCGUCAAACAACAAAACCUGAAUGAGUUACCAUAAAACCCAUCUAAACCAAGAUUAUUGUAUGUCAGAAAGGAGAAGAUUAGUUGUUUUCUGUAAAACCUGGGCUAGUAGCCAUGACAGCAGGAUUGUAGGAUUGUGAGAGACAGCUAGGGACUUUCCAUGGAAACCUUGGAUUCGGUAGGUUUGGUUUCUCAAAGAUAAGCAGCUGAUCCCCAUCUUUGUCUCAAGUCCAAUAAAGUAAUCGAUCAUUUAAGCAUUCUUUAUUACAGUAACCCUUCUUCUUUUUUGACAGGGGUCCAACUGAUAUAAAUUGCACUCGCUUGGUAGCUUAAUCUUAAUUUGGAGAAAAAAUUGCUCAUCCACCCAUUCUUCAAUCAUAGAAUUAGCUAAGUGACACAUGUUUGGAUUGUGAGAUUACCUAAAUAACCCACUCUUUGAUCAUAAACUUUGUUUAAAAAUCCAUAACUCAGUUACAUAGAUAGCUGUUUGAGCCAUUCCUUAACUCACAAAAUCAUCAGCUGUUAUAUACCCGUAUAUACUCGAGUAUAAGUCGACCCGAAUAUAAGUCGAGACCCCUAAUUUUACCCCAAAAAACUAGGAAAACGUAUUGUCUCGAGUAUAGGACUAGGGUGGGAAAUGCAGCAGCUACUGGUAAAUUUCUAAAUAAAAUGAUAUCCCCAAAAAAUUAUAUUAAUUGAAUAUUUAUUUACAGUAUGUGUAUAUAAUGAAUGCAGUGUGUGUGUGUGUGUGUGUGUGUGUGUGUAUAAUGCAGUUUGUGUGUAUGAAUGCAGUGUGUGUGUGUAUGAGUGUAGUGUGUGUGUAUGAGUGUAGUGUGUGUGUGUAUGAAUGCAGUGUGUGUGUAUGAAUGCAGUGUGUGUGUGUGUAUGUAAUGCAGUGUGUUUGUAUGAAUGCUGUGUGUGUGUGUGUGUGUGUGUGUGUAUGAGUGCAGUGUGUGUGUAUGAGUGCAGUGUGUGUGAAUGAGUGCAGUGUGUGUGUGUGUGUGUGAGUGCAGUGUGUGUGUGUAUGAGUGCAGUGUGUGUGUGUAUGAAUGCAGUGUGUGAUGCAGAGUGUGUUUGUGUGUGUGAUGCAGAGCCCUGGUGGGGGGGUGGGCAUUUUUAUUAAUUUUUUUUAAUUAUUAUUAUUAUUUUAAUAUUAUAAUUUUUUAUAUAUAUUAUUAAUAUUUUAUAUUUAUUUUAUUAUUAUUUAAAUUUUUAUUUAUUUAUAUUUUUUUCGUCCCCCCCUCCCUGCAGAGAGCUGUAACUUACCUUUCCUGCAGCUCCUGUCAGCUCCCUUCUCCUCUGUUCCGGUCAGCUCCACUGUAAGUCUCGCGGUCUGAGUGUCGCAACGCUCUGACCCCGCGGCUCUCACGAGACUUACAGGGGAGCUGACCGGACCGGAGGAGAGAGAAGGGAGCUGACAGGAGCUGCAGUAAAGGUAAGUAACAGCUCGCUGCCAGCCCCCAACAGGACCGCCAGGCUUGUAAUGAGCCCGGCGGUCCUUGUCUGUAUUAUGGCAAUGUAAGUUGCCAUAAUACAGACACUGACUCGAAUAUAAGACGAGUGGGGGGUUUUCAGCACAAAAAAUGUGCUGAAAAACUCGUCUUAUACUCAAGUAUAUACGGUAUAUUAUAAAUAACUGUUAUGCAUCACCUGCACUUUGAGGGGUUCUCCUUGCACCCAGAAACUCAAGGAAUCAUGUUUUCAAUGCUAUCCCAGAGUUCCCAGCUUGACAUGUAAAUGAACCCACUCAGGUAUCGUGUUUUGGAUUUCAUAUUGUAUUUCUGCAAGUACCCUUAGCAAUGGAUGCCGUUUUCAAUGCAGUUUUUUUUAAGCCAUAGCAUGGGCUGUGAUUCAGAAGGACCCGUGACCAGAAACCGGCCUAGGACUGAAGUUUCAACUUUUCAGUCCCACCAGCAUGGUGCCAGUUCUGGUCUGAAAAUAUCAAACCUGCAGUCCGUGGCUGGCUUGUGGUCACUGGUCCUUUUGGAUCAUAGUCCGUGCUAUUUAUUCCAUCCUAGUUAUUAUCAUUCCAUUAACCAGUAAUGCUACAACUCUCAAUAUUCUCAGCCAGCCAAUAACGUAAACUGUUUUAACUUUGGAUAUUGGAAUGUAUAGCCCCUAUUGUAACAUUUGCAAUCUUCUUUAUACUAUAUGUGAUAAUAUGUCACGUGACCUUCAUUUUACUUAUGUGUCCAUUCAUCCAUUUGUUUGUAAAAAUAAAAGAUAUAUAAUUAUAUUAACAUUUUUACAAACUGCAAUGUUUAGGGCAAUGUUAUAUACACAGUUUAGACCAAAAUAGAUAAAACUUAAUUUAAAAUUCCUUAAAAUGUACACUUUGAGUACCCCGUAGGUGUCAUAUUACCAAUUGGAAGACUCCCUUGUGGCCAUGAACGUGUUUCUGUAUCCAUCCACAGACAUUGUCUGUUAUUAAUGCUGAUGCAGUAAACUGCCAUUAUCUUUCAUGGAUUCCAGUCCCAUUAUGAAUUAUCUGAGUAUCACUCUAAAUGAUGCUUCAUUGGCACGCAUGCUCAAUUGCGCGUUUGGCUGCACUAUUUGGAAAUUGAUGGGAUCUCUCCCUGUCCCUUUAAAUACCUUCUGAACCAGGACCCCAAUUACUUUUUUAAGAACUUGUUUACAUAUUUUAUUAUUCUGUUCUCCGAUUCACAAGGCUUGAAGUUUAUUUUCACACUGAGCUUUUUUGAAGCCCCAAAUCUUAUUUAGAAGAAUAGACCAUGAUUACCCAGUCAGAUAUCCUUUUUGCUUCCUCUGAGGUAUUUCAUUCAGCACAGCCAUCACCGAAUACGUAAUGGUAUUUCAUUUUAUAUAUUAAUUUGUCAGAUUCUGGCUUAUGCGUCAUAAAUUUGGGUCUCCAUUAUUCCGGACACCUUGUCCACCAGUUGUCCUAAAGCAGACAGGUUGAUCUAUUGUUCGUCUUUAGUCUCACAAGAUGUUGGCAUGGUAUGUGGCCAUCUUGUAUUAGGUUAUAUGAAAACCAUGUGACAGGUACCUCCCGUCACAUGACUGUUCUACAUGCUGAGGAAUACAGAAUGUGGACACAUAGUUACAAUUUACUCUGGGUUCUUGUGGGAAGGAAUCUACAGAGGGCAGCUGCUCUGAUUGCCCCCCUAAAUUAAGUCAUUAUGAUACUAGGACUUAUUAUAUUAAUUAAGAUGGCUUUUAAAUGUGUAAAGUAUUUUGAUGGAACCAAAACUAAUACAUACUAAAAAUCACACAUAAUAUCCAUAGGUUACAGCAAGUAACAAUGUCAUUAUCAUAAUAAAUAGCAACAUCAAAACACGGAAAAUCAUACAUAGAGAUAUGUGAUAGAUAUCUUAUUGUGAUACAAAAAACAAGAAAUCUAUCCCAAAAAAAACGCAGAGCAAAGAAUACGAAUAAUUUAGUGAGAUUUACAUACUCAAAAGCAAUGACAACCACCACCUAUAGCAGAAAUGGGAGCAGAUAUACAGCGUGUAUAAAACAUCCUCCUAUAUUUUGGCAAGUAGUCUUUCUUGCCCAUUGUGAAAAACUAUGGAUUUUUUUUUAUUUUCUAUGUUUUCGAUUUCGCUAUGAUAAUGACAUUGUGACUCUAUUCCAUACGGAUAUGAAAGGGUUACUCCAGCCCACUGUAGUGGUUAUGAUGGAAGGAGUACCCUGGCUCCCUAACCCACUAAAGGGGACCACCAAAUUGUAACGCUUUGCCCUCUUACAUGAGUCCCCGGGCUCUAGCUCUUCUUUAGAGGCCGAUUCAGUGCAUCCAGCAUCUGCCGAUCCUGCUGCUCAUUGAUUGGCUGAGAGCAUCUGUGGAUCGAAAUUUGUACAGAAUCGACAUUAGCCAGCAUGGAACUGUUAUUCUUGGCUAGCAAAUAACACUGUCAGAAGUGGAGUUAUACCUUUAACUGUGAUUUUUAACUUGUAUUCAAAAUAAAAAUAAAUAAAUUAAAAACAUGUCUUUACAUAUAUGAGUUCCUAUGUUUCGAUAUAGCUUAAAUAAAAAAAAUAUAUAUAUACACAAAUAUAUCACAUAGCAUUUAAUCCUUUAGUUUCUGAUGGUACUAGUUCAUAUGACAACAUUUUCAACGACAGCAGGUCUGUUUAACAUCCCUUUCACAAAAACCGUACAUGUGAACUCAUGAUGUUGAUUUUAAUAUAAAGCUAAAAAAAAUAACUGCAAAUCACUGGCAAGCAAUAUAUCACUGCUUAUUGCAUUUAAAAAUAAAUGAAGGAAGUUUUGAAAGAGACAAGUUUCUUCUUGUUGGGUGACUGUUCUCAAUCAACGAAUAAUGUGACCUGAAAAAUGAUAAUGACUUUCAUUUCCCUCCUUCGAAAGAUAAUAUAGGGUUUAAAGAACAAUGCAUUGAAUUUAAAAAACACUAAAGAACACGUGACAUUGAUCACGGAAAACACCUAAACAAAAUGUUUUAGAUUGCAAGCUCAUUUGGGCAGGGCCCAUCGUCUGUUGUUCCUGCAUGUCAGACUUGUUUUGUUUGAAUUGUUUGUCUUGUUUCACCUAUUGUACAGCAUUAUGGGAUAUGGUGCCGCUAUAUAAAUAAUUGAAAUGUCAUCCUCUUACAGUUCAGAAAUCUUUCUCUUUAAUCACUAGCGUAUAUUCUUUUGCCGAAUUUUUCUUUUUUAUAAUAUCAUUCGACACAUUUUGUGCCGGCUUCUACUAGGAAAACAGCACAAAAGCUGAUUUGAGUGUAGUAAUUUUUAUCAUCGAUGCUAUUGCAGAACAUUUUCGUCAAAUCGUAAGUCGAUAUUUACACUACCUUUAGUACAUGAAACGUGCUGCGAUCAGCGUUUGUGGUGAUCUUCUAUCUGAAUACUACAUUGCGCAUGCGAAAAGGCGUUGAUAUACCGUUUUAUUCUGUUUUCCUGUGAAUGCAUUUUACAAGCAUCUGGUGUGUAUGCUGGUGGUCAAUACACUAUGACUCUCUGUGGUUUUGUUUUCCAAUGUGUUUGGUAUUGUUUCAUGAGUAAGAAAUCUACUUAUAUAAAUUCAUAUUUAUUAAAUUAAUAUAAUACAAAUAUAGAUUGUUUCAUUGCCUCUCCUUUUUCCGCUCUACUGGUCACUUCUCACAUGAUCCAUAAAUGAAAUCAUUGUGACUGUCCCCCAGCCAUCAAUCUUUUUUUCCCAUCAAUUUCAGAAUUGCAAAUUAAAGCGAACAUGUUCGUCCAUUGCGCGUUUUGUUUAUGAUGCGGCUACAUUUAGAGUUCGGGAAUUUAAAGAAUCACCUGAUCUGCCCAAAAUCAACCAAAAUGCAGUUUCAUUGUCACUCAGUCUAUACUCCUAGCUACCGCCAUGGUCAGUUCCUGACUGUGUAUGUGUUCAGUCUCACGCUAUAUUCUUAGUUACUGCCAUGGUCAGUUCCUGACUGUGUAUAUGGUCAGUCUCACGCUAUAUUCUUAGUUACUGCCAUGGUCAGUUCCUGACUGUGUAUAUGGUCAGUCUCACGCUAUAUUCUUAGUUACUGCCAUGGUCAGUUCCUGACUGUGUAUAUGGUCAGUCUCAGGCUAUACUCCUAGUUACCGCCAUGGUCAGUUCCUGACUGUGUAUAUGGUCAGUCUCAGGCUAUAUUCUUAGUUACUGCCAUGGUCAGUUCCUGACUGUGUAUAUGGUCAGUCUCAGGCUAUAUUCUUAGUUACUGCCAUGGUCAGUUCCUGACUGUGUAUAUGGUCAGUCUCAGGCUAUAUUCUUAGUUACUGCCAUGGUCAGUUCCUGACUGUGUAUAUGGUCAGUCUCACGCUAUAUUCUUAGUUACUGCCAUGGUCAGUUCCUGACUGUGUAUAUGGUCAGUCUCGGGCUAUAUUCUUAGUUACUGCCAUGGUCAGUUCCUGACUGUGUAUAUGGUCAGUCUCAGGCUAUAUUCCUAGUUACUGCCAUGGUCAGUUCCUGACUGUGUAUAUGGUCAGUCUCACGCUAUAUUCUUAGUUACUGCCAUGGUCAGUUCCUGACUGUGUAUAUGGUCAGUCUCACGCUAUAUUCUUAGUUACCGCCAUGGUCAGUUCCUGACUGUGUAUAUGGUCAGUCUCAGGCUAUAUUCUUAGUUACUGCCAUGGUCAGUUCCUGACUGUGUAUAUGGUCAGUCUCACGCUAUAUUCUUAGUUACUGCCAUGGUCAGUUCCUGACUGUGUAUAUGGUCAGUCUCAGGCUAUAUUCUUAGUUACGCCAUGGUCAGUUCCUGACUGUGUAUAUGGUCAGUCUCAGGCUAUAUUCUAGUUACUGCCAUGGUCAGUUCCUGACUGUGUAUAUGGUCAGUCUCAGGCUAUAUUCUUAGUUACCGCCAUGGUCAGUUCCUGACUGUGUAUAUGGUCAGUCUCAGGCUAUAUUCUAGUUACCGCCAUGGUCAGUUCCUGACUGUGUAUAUGGUCAGUCUCACGCUAUAUUCUUAGUUACUGCCAUGGUCAGUUCCUGACUGUGUAUAUGGUCAGUCUCACGCUAUAUUCUUAGUUACCGCCAUGGUCAGUUCCUGACUGUGUAUAUGGUCAGUCUCGGGCUAUAUUCUUAGUUACUGUCAUGGUCAGUUCCUGACUGUGUAUAUGGUCAGUCUCACGCUAUAUUCCUAGUUACUGCCAUGGUCAGUUCCUGACUGUGUAUAUGGUCAGUCUCACGCUAUAUUCUUAGUUACCACCAUGGUCAGUUCCUGACUGUGUAUAUGGUCAGUCUCAGGCUAUAUUCUUAGUUACGGCCAUGGUCAGUUCCUGACUGUGUAUAUGGUCAGUCUCACGCUAUAUUCUUAGUUACUGUCAUGGUCAGUUCUGACUGUGUAUAUGGUCAGCUAUAUUCUUAGUUAUCAUGGUCAGUUCCUGACUGUGUAUAUGGUCAGUCUCACGCUAUAUUCUUAGUUACUGCCAUGGUCAGUUCCUGACUGUGUAUAUGGUCAGUCUCACGCUAUAUUCCUAGUUACGGCCAUGGUCAGUUCCUGACUGUGUAUAUGGUCAGUCUCACACUAUAUUCUUAGUUACUGCCAUGGUCAGUUCCUGACUGUGUAUAUGGUCAGUCUCACGCUAUAUUCUUAGUUACUGCCAUGGUCAGUUCCUGACUGUGUAUAUGGUCAGUCUCAGGCUAUAUUCUUAGUUACUGCCAUGGUCAGUUCCUGACUGUGUAUAUGGUCAGUCUCACGCUAUAUUCCUAGUUACCUGCCAUGGUCAGUUCCUGACUGUGUAUAUGUCUCACGCUAAAUUCUUAGUUACUGCCAUGGUCAAUACCUGACUGUGUAUAUGGUCAGUCUCACGCUAUAUUCUACCGCCAUGGUCAGUUCCUGACUGUGUAUAUGGUCAGUCUCAGGCUAUAUUCUUAGUUACCGCCAUGGUCAGUUCCUGACUGUGUAUAUGGUCAGUCUCAGGCUACACUCCUAGUUACGGCCAUGGUCAGUUCCUGACUGUGUAUAUGGUCAGUCUCAGGCUAUAUUCUUAGUUACUGCCAUGGUCAGUUCCUGACUGUGUAUGUGGUCAGUCUCAGGCUAUAUUCUUAGUUACUGCCAUGGUCAGUUCCUGACUGUGUAUAUGGUCAGUCUCAGGCUAUAUUCUUAGUUACCGCCAUGGUCAGUUCCUGACUGUAUAUAUGGUCAGUCUCACGCUAUAUUCUUAGUUACUGCCAUGGUCAGUUCCUGACUGUGUAUAUGGUCAGUCUCAGGCUAUAUUCUUAGUUACCGCCAUGGUCAGUUCCUGACUGUGUAUAUGGUCAGUCUCACGCUAUAUUCUUAGUUACUGCCAUGGUCAGUUCCUGACUGUGUAUAUGGUCAGUCUCAGGCUAUAUUCUUAGUUACUGCCAUGGUCAGUUACUGACUAUGUAUAUGGUCAGUCUCAGCCUAUACUCCUAGAUACUGCCAUGGUCAGUUCCUGACUAUGUAAAUGGUCAGUCUCACACUAUAUUCUUAGUUACCGCCAUGGUCAGUUCCUGACUGUGUAUAUGGUCAGUCUCACACUAUAUUCUUAGUUACCGCCAUGGUCAGUUCCUGACUGUGUAUAUGGUCAGUCUCACGCUAUAUUCUUAGUUACGGCCAUGGUCAGUUCCCGACUGUGUAUAUGGUCAGUCUCACGCUAUAUUCUUAGUUACCGCCAUGGUCAGUUCCUGACUGUGUAUAUGGUCAGUCUCACACUAUAUUCUUAGUUACGGCCAUGGUCAGUUCCUGACUGUGUAUAUGGCCAGUCUCACACUAUAUUCCUAGUUACUGCCAUGGUCAGUUCCUGACUGUGUAUAUGGUCAGUCUCACGCUAUAUUCUUAGUUACCGCCAUGGUCAGUUACUGACUGUGUAUAUGGCCAGUCUCACGCUAUAUUCUUAGUUACUGCCAUGGUCAGUUCCUGACUGUGUAUAUGGCCAGUCUCACGCUAUAUUCCUAGUUACUGCCAUGGUCAGUUCCUGACUGUGUAUAUGGUCAGUCUCACGCUAUAUUCCUAGUUACAGCCAUGGUCAGUUCCUGACUGUGUAUAUGGUCAGUCUCACGCUAUAUUCUUAGUUACUGCCAUGGUCAGUUCCUGACUGUGUAUAUGGUCAGUCUCACGCUAUAUUCCUAGUUACUGCCAUGGUCAGUUCCUGACUGUGUAUAUGGUCAGUCUCACGCUAUAUUCUUAGUUACCGCCAUGGUCAGUUCCUGACUGUGUAUAUGGUCAGUCUCAGGCUAUAUUCUUAGUUACUGCCAUGGUCAGUUACUGACUGUGUAUAUGGUCAGUCUCACACUAUAUUCUUAGUUACGGCCAUGGUCAGUUCCUGACUGUGUAUAUGGUCAGUCUCACGCUAUAUUCUUAGUUACGGCCAUGGUCAGUUACUGACUGUGUAUAUGGUCAGUCUCAGCCUAUACUCCUAGAUACUGCCAUGGUCAGUUCCUGACUGUGUAUAUGGUCAGUCUCAGGCUACACUCCUAGUUACCGCCAUGGUCAGUUCCUGACUGUGUAUAUGGCCAGUCUCACACUAUAUUCUUAGUUACUGCCAUGGUCAGUUCCUGACUGUGUAUAUGGUCAGUCUCAGGCUACACUCCUAGUUACCGCCAUGGUCAGUUCCUGACUGUGUAUAUGGUCAUUCUCAGGCUACACUCCUAGUUACCGCCAUGGUCAGUUCCUGACUGUGUAUAUGGCCAGUCUCACACUAUAUUCUUAGUUACUGCCAUGGUCAGUUCCUGACUGUGUAUAUGGUCAGUCUCAGGCUACACUCCUAGUUACCGCCAUGGUCAGUUCCUGACUGUGUAUAUGGUCAGUCUCACACUAUAUUCUUAGUUACUGUCAUGGUCAGUUACUGACUGUGUAUAUGGUCAGUCUCAGGCUACACUCCUAGUUACCGCCAUGGUCAGUUCCUGACUGUGUAUAUGGUCAGUCUCACGCUAUAUUCCUAGUUACCGCCAUGGUCAGUUCCUGACUGUGUAUAUGGUCAGUCUCAGGCUACACUCUUAGUUACCGCCCAUGGUCAGUUCUGACUGUGUAUAUGGUCAGUCUCAGGCUACACUCCUAGUUACCGCCAUGGUCAGUUCCUGACUGUGUAUAUGGCCAGUCUCAGGCUAUAUUCCUAGUUACGGCCAUGGUCAGUUCCUGACUGUGUAUAUGGUCAGUCUCACACUAUAUUCUUAGCUACUGCCAUGGUCAGUUCCUGACUGUGUAUAUGGUCAGUCUCAGGCUUUAUUCCUAGUUACGGCCAUGGUCAGUUCCUGACUGUGUAUAUGGUCAGUCUCAGGCUAUAUUCCUAGUUACCGCCAUGGUCAGUUCCUGACUGUGUAUAUGGUCAGUCUCACGCUAUAUUCUUAGUUACCGCCAUGGUCAGUUCCUGACUGUGUAUAUGGUCAGUCUCACGCUAUAUUCUUAGUUACCGCCAUGGUCAGUUCCUGACUGUGUAUAUGGUCAGUCUCACACUAUAUUCUAGUUACCGCUAUGGUCAGUUCUCGACUGUGUAUAUGGUCGUCUCACACUAUAUUCUUAGUUACUGCUAUGGUCAGUUCCUUACCGUAUAUGGUCAGUCUCACCUAUAUUCUAGUUACAGCCAUGGUCAGUUCCUGACUGUAUAUGGCCAGUCUCACGCUAUACUCUAGUUACCGCCAUGGUCAGUUCCUGACUGUGUAUAUGGUCAGUCUCACGCUAUAUUCUUAGUUACUGCGCCAUGGUCAGUUCCUGACUGUGUAUAUGGUCAGUCUCAGGCUAUACUCCUAGUUACGCCAUGGUCAGUUCCUGACUGUGUAUAUGGUCAGUCUCACACUAUAUUCUUAGUUACUGCCAUGGUCAGUUCCUGACUGUGUAUAUGGUCAGUCUCACGCUAUAUUCUUAGUUACCGCCAUGGUCAGUUCCUGACUGUGUAUAUGGUCAGUCUCAGGCUAUAUUCCUAGUUACUGCCAUGGUCAGUUACUGACUGUGUAUAUGGUCAGUCUCACGCUAUAUUCUUAGUUACCGCCAUGGUCAGUUCCUGACUGUGUAUAUGGUCAGUCUCAGGCUAUAUUCCUAGUUACUGCCAUGGUCAGUUCCUGACUGUGUAUAUGGUCAGUCUCAGCUAUAUUCCUAGUUACCGCCAUGGUCAGUUCCUGACUGUGUAUAUGGUCAGUCUCACACUAUAUUCCUAGUUACCGCCAUGGUCAGUUCCUGACUGUGUAUAUGGUCAGUCUCAGGCUACACUCCUAGUUACCGCCAUGGUCAGUUCCUGACUGUGUAUAUGGUCAGUCUCAGGCUAUAUUCCUAGUUACCGCCAUGGUCAGUUCCUGACUGUGUAUAUGGUCAGUCUCACGCUAUAUUCCUAGUUACGGCCAUGGUCAGUUCCUGACUGUGUAUAUGGUCAGUCUCACGCUAUAUUCUUAGUUACUGCCAUGGUCAGUUCCUGACUGUGUAUAUGGUCAGUCUCAGGCUACACUCCUAGUUACCGCCAUGGUCAGUUCCUGACUGUGUAUAUGGUCAGUCUCACGCUAUAUUCUUAGUUACUGCCAUGGUCAGUUCCUGACUGUGUAUAUGGUCAGUCUCACGCUAUAUUCUUAGUUACUGCCAUGGUCAGUUCCUGACUGUGUAUAUGGUCAGUCUCACGCUAUAUUCUUAGUUACUGCCAUGGUCAGUUCCUGACUGUGUAUAUGGUCAGUCUCACGCUAUAUUCUUAGUUACUGCCAUGGUCAGUUCCUGACUGUGUAUAUGGUCAGUCUCACGCUAUAUUCUUAGUUACCGCCAUGGUCAGUUCCUGACUGUGUAUAUGGUCAGUCUCACGCUAUAUUCUUAGUUACUGCCAUGGUCAGUUCCUGACUGUGUAUAUGGUCAGUCUCACGCUAUAUUCUUAGUUACUGCCAUGGUCAGUUCCUGACUGUGUAUAUGGUCAGUCUCACACUAUAUUCUUAGUUACGGCCAUGGUCAGUUCCUGACUGUGUAUAUGGUCAGUCUCACGCUAUAUUCUUAGUUACUGCCAUGGUCAGUUCCUGACUGUGUAUAUGGUCAGUCUCAGGCUAUAUUCUUAGUUACUGCCAUGGUCAGUUCCUGACUGUGUAUAUGGUCAGUCUCGGGCUAUAUUCCUAGUUACUGCCAUGGUCAGUUCCUGACUGUGUAUAUGGUCAGUCUCACACUAUAUUCUUAGUUACUGUCAUGGUCAGUUCCUGACUGUGUAAAUGGCCAGUCUCAGGCUAGAAUUUAACAUUUAUCAUGUUUACCUUUUGCACACCACUGCAGAAUAUGUUGGUGCUAUAUAAAUCAGAGUGAUUGUUUUAUACACCUAGUUAGUAGUUACUGACCCGGUCUGUUCCUGAAUUGUACACGCACACUGUGUCACACGCACACACACUCACACACUAACACAAGCCAGGCUAACAUACAUUCACCCUGGAAUUAAAAUGGUUUAGAGUACAACAGCAUAAACAAAUGUUAAUGUUUUAUGUUAAUGUUUAUUAAGAAAAUAUUAAUGGGAGCAACAGUGUUUAGAAACGUGUUAUUUCAAUCACUCGUAGAACAGGGUUAAACAAAGGUAGCUAUUUAAAACAGAGUAUGCCCACACACUAUAUCGCGUUCCUGUUUUUUCUCACACCAUGCAAGUUCAGGAAAAUCGUGUUUCGUUUUAUUGGCAGGAAAAUUAUAACCUUAACUGAUGUGAGUGGGGGCAAACCAGGAAACAGGGAACGCUUACUAGGUAAUAGGCACGUAGUUGUCUGUUUUAAUGGGACAAUUAAUGAGCUGUAAAAACUCCCAGUGAUUGUUAUGCAGAUUGUUACAGAAAAACAAGUUUUAAGAACACUGUGGUUUUAUUCGGAAAAGUUCUAAGUGUCUGUAUUUUACAACCAAACAUUUGUGGGUAUGCACUGUACAUGAUGGUUGCCAGGCCCACCGUGUCUUCUUAAACACGUUUCAUUUUUUUCAAGUUGACAGAUAGCACAUUGAAAGUGCACCCCAGCACUGUGUAGAAUUCACAUUCCUUUUUCGUGACUUAAUGAUCUCCUUAAAGUGGUUAUAGUGUCUAGGGUCCUCUUGUGCUGUCCCUCCAUUUAGUGUGAAGCCAUUUUUUUCAAGCAGUUUAACAAUUAAUAAGAGGUCCUUGCCAUCCACAGACCGUGCCCAGAGAUGACACACUUAGAAUUGUGGAGAUUUUAUAACGAAAUGACAUUGUUUAUGCUGAAAUAUCUGCAAUGGUAAAAGAGCUUGGAUGGAGAAAUUACCCCAGUUAUUUUGGUACUUUAGUUUUUUUUCUGUUCAGUAGAUACAACUACCGAACACCGACCACCCCCUGGCUCAUUUACUUCAAAGAAAACUGGCCAUCUUGUUCGCACGAAAGUAGGCAGCUGUACUUGGUCUUCGAGUGUCUGGAACCAAAAUCGGACACUCAACUUCCCGAACGCUGGUCACCAGCGUUCGUUACAGCUUGGAUGGAGAUUUUUUUUCCAGUUUCAGUUACUCUGGCCAAAAACUCGCAAAUCGCUUGUUAAAUCUCCCCAGUCUCCAGUUUGCGACUAAAACUUCAGUAUUACAGAAUAUAAUGUAUAAUCUGUGGUCUCCUAAUUACACUAGGCUUGCUCACAAAUGCAUUUCAGCUGGGACAAACAAAUCAAAUACCUUUUAAUCUGCGUGCAAAUGAAUAAAAUAUUUUACAAACAGCCAUCUGAAAACCCAGUACAAACGGUGUGCACACAUACCAGAAUGGCGACACUACAAUCACUCCGGAAAUGUAAGAAUAUUCAAUGGAUGUUCAGGUGCAAAUUAUAAGGCAGUUAAUUUAAUCGUCCCGGUUAAAAAGCAAAUGUUUAUCAAUUUUAAAUAUACUACUAUAAAAAUUACACAGCACCAUUUCAGAAGCACUGCCAAUUAUCCUUAAAUUGGAGCAUGUCAUGCAUGACAUAGUCCUAAAACACCCGAACACAGGUUUGAGAUGGGACAGGAACGUCAAAUAUUCCUUAACACUAUGCGGUUUAUUCAAUAAAAACCUAAAUGUAGGCAAAAUUGUUGAUUUGAAAGAAUUUAUUAUUUAGUGGAUAAACUCACAGCAAUGUAAAAAGGUGAAUUGUGAUAUUCUGACAGUCAAAUAUAUAAUAUAUAAUUCUAGAAAAAGACUUGCUGUAUAACAUGGCAUAAACACGUUAAUAUUUUUUGCAAUAAUAAACCUGCAAGUACCCUAUUCCUGUGAUUUAUUGAAUUGUAUAAAUUUUGGAUAAAACAGACACAAACAAUAGACACAAACAAUUCUAAAUUGAAGAGUGAGUGUAAUCAAAUUUUUUUUUUUAUAUAAAUAAUUCUCUCUCACUCCCUUUUACACACACAGAAUGUUUUACUUGAUUUUUUUCUGCCUAAAUUUUGCUAUGGAAUUGACCUUUCACACCAAUUCCCAAUGAAUAAAAGCACCUGCUAUUCCUUAUUAUAAAUUAAGUCGCUGUAGCAUUGAGGAAGUUGAAAAAGUCUCUACACUCUAUUGCCGACGGAAUUUUGUCGUGAAACAUAAAACGCUAAUGUAUGUAGAAUCCUUUAUUAAAUGUACCUGUCUUUUCUUUCAUCUGGAAAUUACCUGCUGCUAAUUAACAGUGGGAAUAUCCAGUGAAACUCAAACAUGUAACGAAACUUCAUUUUGUUUUUGGCAGCGAACAAUGAACUCAAGUCACAGUGACAUUCCAAACCCAUUACAUCGACAACAUCAUCCCUACACGCUCCGGGCCAUUCUUAUCUGAACGCACACUGAUCCUAUGUGUGGGGCAGAUCAUGGGGCCUAUUUACUAAACAGUGGGCUGCUGUGUAAUCACAAACACGUUCGGGACAUUUUGGAGGAAAUUUACAUCUAUUUUCUUUUCCAAUAUUUUGGUCUAUUUUUUUACCAUUCCUUUUUCAACUGUUGAUGGAAUAAUUCCCAAUAUUACUGUAAAUGUGUCCAGGAAGACAAGUAGUCGUCUGUAAAACUGGCUCAGAAUUCUACGAAUUGUUGUCAAAUAGACGAUAUUCACUAAACUGCUAAGAAUUAGCAAGAAUUGUAGAAUGUAGGUCAAGAUAACUAUAUUGUACACAUUUCCACCAUUUAUUUGCCCAGCUCUGAGAAUUUACAAUUAUUUCGUCAAUUCUCCACACUUUCACCUGUUACAAAAAAUACAACUAUGUGAAUUUGCAAUUAAACACCAAACUGUACAAACAUGAAUUAUAAAAUUCAUAAAUUAAUAUUAUUAUUAUUAUUAUUUCUAUAGAGUCAGCAAUGUAGCACUGUAGAAUGGGUGGACAAACAGACACGUAAUUGUAACCAGACAAGUUGGACGCACAGGAACAGAGGGUUUGAGGGCCCUGCUCAAUGAGCUUACAUGCUAGAGCAGGGGUUCUCAACCCAGUCCUCAGGACCCCCUACCAGUCCAGGAUUUGGGGAUUACCUGGGUGUGUCUAAGGUGUUAAGAAAAAUGGGAAGAAAAAAAAACCUUAGACUCUAAGGUGUUUUUUUUUUUCUUUUUCUAAACACCUUAGACACACCCAGGUAAUCCCCAAAUCCUGGACUGGUAGGGGGUCCUUGAGGGCAAGGUUGAGAACCCCUGUGCUAGAGGGAGUGGAGUAUAGUGACACAAAGGGUAUAAGUAGGGGUAACAAAGUAAUUGUUUAACCCGUUAAGGACCAAACUUCUGGAAUAAAAUGGAAUCAUGACAUGUCACACAUGUCAUGUGUCCUUAAGGGGUUAAUGGGGGGGGGGGGUAACAGUUUAAUGGGGGUUUUUGUAAGUUUUUUUUUUUUGUGGUGACCCGGUUAUCUAUAGUAAAAAAUGAACAUUCUAAUGCUAAAAAUAAAUACAUUUAAAAGCAUGCUAAAGCUGUCAAGAUGGAAAAAUAAUAUCGGAUUGGCAGAGCGUGACACAUUUGAUUCCUUGGUUCUGGUGGCCUAAGUUGGUUGUCAAGGCAAUAAAACUCCCUGUUUAGUGAGUGUACCCCUUUAUUGCUUUUGCUUUUACCCAAUAAUUCAACAUUUCCAGUUUCUGGAUAUCGUCAUAGGGUUGGCGUACAUACAGGUCAGCCUGACUCGGCAAAUAGUGUUUCAAUUUCGGGCACUAGGAGGUCUACUGGCGUCGGAUAGAUGGAUAUCACAGUCUGCAGGACAGAUGUUAGCAGAUGUGUUCCUGAGGUUUAAUGACGCUUUUAGAAACAUGUUGUUGUUUUAUCCUGAUACAGUAUAAAAGACUUUACGGGGCUCAAUACUUUAUUGGCAUCAAGACACAAGCCAUUCCGAUUUAUAAUGAUAAAUCGUCACUCAUUUAAAGUGUCUGCCAUCGAGCAUUUUUAUGCUUUCCUCAUAAAACAUGUUAAAACUAUCUGUACACAUCGAUUCUUUUCAGCAGUUUUACAAACAUUGAAUAAAAGAUUUGCAAAUGCACACAUUUAAUUGGGUAUUGAAUGUUCUCUGUGCUGCAGACAACCUGUAAACUAAUCAGCUCAACUGUGCAAAUGCCACUUUUUCCCUGGCAGACCUGCCAACAGUCCCGAUUUCAGUGGCACAGUCCCAGUUCCGCCAUCUUUAUUUAGUUUCCUGUUGCCCCAGAUGUGGGACAUUCCGCAGGCAGCACAGUGUAAGUGCAUCACAAGGCACGCUCGCACUGUGAACGGGCACUCGGACCAUGCAGAGAAACCUCAUAAAUAAUUUAUAUUUGCACUGUUGUACUUAAAGAAAAUGCUAGAUAACAGUGUGGCUGCAAGUUGUAGAUCAGAAACUCAUAUUUCUGCCAUAAGCUGUGUGUAUUUGGGCCCAAAAUAGGGACUGCCCUUCCUAAAUAGGGACACUUGGGAGAUAUGCUAACAUUUGAUGGCUCCAAAGCUACCUGAGCACAGUAAGGUAGGUGAGAGUGUUUUAAUAGCAUCGACCAGUAAACAGGUUUUUACGAUUACAUAAAAAUUGCAUGGUGUGGGCAACGCAUGAAAAGUGCUCCUCUGAUGUAUUGAUCAUUCAUAUGAGGCAGUAAGGAAAUAUAAUCAUUAAUCAGACGGAGCCCAAACGUAUUACCUUAAGUUAUUUCCUUCCUAAAACAUAUAAAUGUGCUGUACACCACACGGCAGCACUCUUCAUGUACUAACCGUCGGCAUGUAAAUGUGUUAUGUAACCAGGAAACAUGGUGAGUCUGGAAACCCCAGGGAGCAGAUAUAUAGACGUUGGCCAUAAGAGCUGCAUCCUGUUAAGGUACAUGACUAGUGCUGCCCAGCAAUAUGUGGAUCCCGUACACUGUCAGACUCAAUCAAUUAAAGGGACACUGUAGUCACUAUAAGCAUUUCAUCUCUUUGAAUUGGUUAUAGUGCCUGGAGUGCCCUGGCACUGUCCCUCCAUUCAGUGUUGCACCAUGUUCGUGCAGUAUGCCACAAAAUAAGAGUCCCUGGAUACCCACAGUCCGGCCCCUUCAGUAUGUGUAGCUAAGGCAGAGAUUACACACUUCCUUGUUGUCAUACCCAUUCAUACCGUCAGUUGGAACUCUGACAGGCUAAAAGCAGUCAGCUGACACUCUCAGCCAAUCACAGCUGCCCAUUGCUGCUCAGGGUAAUACUUCCUUAUUAGCCAAAGCAGCACAGAGGGGAUGGAUUGCUGGGGACUCUUGUUUAGCAUUAAAACAAUAAAAGUUUAAAAACUGUUUAAUGCUGAAAGAAAUGAUGGUACCAGAGGACUCCAGACACUAUAACCAGUUUAGUGAGAUGAAGCAGAUACAAUGCCUACGGUGUCCCUUUAAUUGAUUUAUGAAGGCAUUAUAUGGGUUUGUGUGUCUCCUGUCAGGCUAAGAAACUCUUUCACAGAUCUCACAAGACCAUGUGGACAAUAUAACUGUGCAGGACAACAUGAGCAAAGUAUCGACUCUGUGAAUACUUCAAAGGGAAGAGGGAAAUAUCUUAACAGCAUUUGUAAAACAGGCCCCAGAGAGAGUCUCCUUCACUGUCCACCAAUAAAAACAUCUACAAAGGGAGAUGGCAUAACAGGAUGAGCUGAUUCUUCCCUGGGGAGGACAGGACGGCACAGGGGGGGUCACAGCAGAGAUAGAAUUUCCUAAAACACAAAGCAAACAUUAAACGACAUGUUGUUUUACUAAAUGUUAAUUUAAAGAAGACAUGCUUUUUAGAGGGUUUACUCAUCAGAAACAAAUGUUUUAUUCCAAACGUGUGUUUUUGUAUUUUUUUUUUUCUGUUUGUUUUCUUUUAUUUUUUUCCUCCGUUACGAAGAUAUCUGACCCAGCUUACCGGCAAAAUCACACAAGAAAUCCUUCUAGCUGCAGGCACGCUGUUACUGAGCUUUGUCCAUAAUCAUGGCUAGCGCAGGGAGAGUGUAACUUGCCAUAAUAAGGUAAUGGUGUCUAUUCACUAAGCAGCGCAAGGCCGGACAACGCGAUACCUAUUCUUCUGGUCGCUUUCCUCCACAUUCUGCCAUCACUACCCUUCUGCUCAAAUUUGGGAAAAAACAAAAUAAACUAAAGUCCUUUUCUUUUCUCCUUUGGAUAUGAUGUAUCAAAUAUCAGUCUCCUCAAUGCUACCGGUGCUACCAUCAACUGUACCCCAGGGGAGGGCUGACAUGGGGGAAAGGGAGCAAAGGUGAUGGGGGACAAUUGUGCCCCAAGACCACUAGUACAUAGAGAAUUGUGGGACCCUCCCUCACAGCACAAUAUUAAUUAUAUUAUGUAAUUGUAUUCUUUUAUUACUGUAUUUUGGGCAAUUUGUUUGUCGUGGCCCAAUGUAGCAGUUACAAGCUCUUCUUCUCUCCUCACAUCUAUUACGUCUCCAAUUUAUGUUACAAUUAAUAAUCAAUGCUGCCAACCCCCUCCAUAUUGGUUUGAGUUAUGCCCAUAUCACCUCGUUACAAUUAAAGGGACACUAUAGUCACCAGAACAACUACAGCUUAAUGUAGUUGUUCUGGUGAGUAUAAUCAUUGCCUUCAGGCAUUUGCAUGCAAACACUGCCUUUUCACAGAAUAGGCAGUGUUUACAUUGCCCCUAGGGACACCUCCAAGUGGCCACUCCUCAGAUGGCCACUGGAGGUGCUUCCUGGCUCAGUGCUGCAUAGUGUGCAGCACUGCCGUUGAGCGUCUCCACGCUCUGCAUGGGGACGCUGAAUUUUCCUCAUAGAAAUGUAUUGAUUCAAUGCAUCUCUAUGAGGAGGUGCUGAUUGGCCAAAACUGAGUCUGGCCCUACCCCCUUGCCGAUUUCAGCCAAUCCAAUGCUUUCCCUAUGGGAAAGCAUUGGAUUGGCUUAAAAGCGGCAAUUCUGAUAAUGUCACCAAGGGGGCGGAGCUAGCGCUGGCGAUAAGGGGAGUUUUAUUUGCUUUUAAAGGGGCUGAGGUAUUACACUAUAGGGUCAGGAAUACAUGGUUGUGUUCUUGACCCUGUAGUGUUCCUUUAAUAAUGAAUGUCGCUGCCAAGCCCCUCUUCCUUACCCCCUGCUCAUGCUACACAUCCGCCCUCUGCCAGUUUGUUCACUAGCUACAUGUACGUUUUAAAAUGAUUUAAUCAAUAAAAUGUACUUUUUUGUUUCUGUUCUGUAAUUUUAUUAUACUUCAAUUGAGCACGGUUUGAGCAUGGCACUCACCACCCUCUCGUGUAUGUCAAACAUGUCCUACACCAAUACAUUGUAUAUCUAAUUCGCCCAUCAGAUAGCGCCAUGCAAUAUCUUACUCUAACCAUUUGUAUUAAAUGGUUUAAUUUCAUUUACAAUGUCCUACUGGGCAUUAUUCAAUGUCUUCCCCAGUUAUGUACCUGUAAAUAAAAAACAAACUUGGAAUCCAGUGUCUUUUAUGUCACUGCUCCCCGCUAGAGGUCCAAUCAAAUGCUUCCCCUUAGAGGGAUUCCUGCUACCAUGACCACUUCUAAAAGCCAUGUUGGUUGGAGUAACCCUUUAAUGGCAAACCUGGGAAAUGUAUGACAAAUUAGCAGAGAUCAAUAGUAAAAUAGGUAAUAAAUCACGUCAGGAUUUAAAGUUAUACGAUGCCAGUGAUAGUGCGUGCAGCACGUCUUGACAGUUUGCAGAGCGUUUGUCUAUGCUAAUGUCAAAAUGUGUGAAGACCUGUGUACAAUCCUGGAUAUAGAUAACUUUCAGAUUGUUCAGCUAUAAACAAGACAUUGAUAUAGGCCGGGGUUACAAUAUUGUCAGUUGUGUAUAGGACAAUGUGUUCUUGAUAGAGCAUAGACAUUGUAUCUCAUGAAGAGAACAAUAGCAAAUGAUGCCUUAAUCUUUCGAAUUGUGUACUAAAACAAACAACAAAAAAAACAAAGAUUCAAACUGCCAAUGGCUUAUCUAGAGGCGUACGGAGAGUCAUCAUAAAUGGUUAAUUUUCAAGCUGAACAAAAGUGGUAAGUGGUGUCCCUCAGGGUUCUGUUCUGGGGCCGCAACUAUUUAACAUAUUUAUAGAUGAUCUUGGGAAUAGGCAUUGAAAGCCAUGUUUCAGUGUUUGCAGAUGGCACAAAAGUCUGUAAAAGUGAUAAAAUGUGAUCAGGAUAUUGCUUUACUGCAGAGGGAUUUGGAUAGAUUGGGGGACUGGGCACUAAAAUGGCAGAUGACAUUUAACGUGGAAAAAUGCACUUCGGGGUUAAGAAUGCACAAGCAACUUACAUCCUAAAUGGUAGUGAAUUAGGGAUAACCACACACGAGAAGGAUUUGGGAAUUGUUAUAGACAACAAAUUAGGCAGCAAUAUGCAAUGUCGAUCUGCAGUUGCUAAGGCCAGUAAGGUUUUGUCAUGUAUAAAUAGGGGCAUAAAUUCUCAGGAUGAAAACAUAAUUUUGCCUCUUUAUAAAUUGCUGGUAAGACCACACCUUGAAUACGCUGUGCAAUUUUGGGCAGCUGCCUCAGAGGGAAUAUGCUAACAUUAUGCAUAUGUAUUCGGGGCCAGUACAAACCAUUCUCUGAAAAUCUAUUCAUAGAAACAUAGAAACAUAGAAUGUGACUGCAGAUAAGAACCAUUCGGCCCAUCUAGUCUGCCCAAUUUUCUAAAUACUUUCAUUAGUCCCUAGCCUUAUCUUAUAGUUAGGAUAGCCUUAUGCCUAUCCCACGCAUGCUUAAACUCCUUUACUGUGUUAACCUCUACCACUUCAGCUGGAAGGCUAUUCCAUGCAUCCACUACCCUCUCAGUAAAGUAAUACUUCCUGAUAUUAUUUUUAAACCUUUGUCCCUCUAAUUUAAGACUAUGUCCUCUUAUUGUGGUAGUUUUUCUUCUUUUAAAUAUAGUCUCCUCCUUUACGGUGAUGAUUCCCUUUAUAUAUUUAAAUGUUUCUAUCCUAUCCCCCCUGUCUCGUCUUUCCUCCAAGCUAUACAUGUUAAGAUCCUUUAACCUUUCCUCGUAAGUUUUAUCCAGCAAUCCAUUAACCAGGUUAGUAGCCCUUCUCUGAACCCUCUCUAAGGUAUCAAUAUCCUUCUGAAGAUACGGUCUCCAUUACUGUGUACAAUACCUUAUGUGAGGUCUCACCAGUGUUCUGUACAAUGGCAUGAGCACUUCCCUCUUUCUACUGCUAAUACCUCUCCCUAUACAACCAAGCAUUCUGCUAGCAUUUCCUGCUGCUCGAUUACAUUGUCUGCCUACCUUUAAGUCAUCAGAAAUAAUUACCCCUAAAUUCCUUUCCUCAUAGGGCUAUACGAAGGACAUUUAGACUGAAAGAAAGGAGAUUUAGUCUAAGGCAAAGGAAAAGGUUUUUUACAGGAAGAAGAAUAAGGGUAUGAAAUUCUCUGCCUGAAGAGGUGGUUUUAUCCGAGUCUAUACAGAUGUUUAAACAGCAAUUGAACAAAUACUUGCACAUACAUAAUAUACAGGAGUAUAAAUUCUAAUAAGUAGGGUAAUAGCUUCUUGAUCCAAGGAAAUAUCUGACUUCCAUUCUGGGGUCAAAAAGGAAAUUUUCCUAGUUUGUUGCAAAAUUGGAAGUGCUUCAGACUAGGUUUUUUGCCUUCUUUUGGAUCAACAGCAAAAACAAAUGUGAGGAAGGCUGAACUUAAAGGACGCCAGUCUCUUUUCAGCCUAUGUAACUCUGUAACUAUGUUAAUUGUUGAUCAUAAUGGAGAACAUGAGGAACAAUGCCGUGAUCAAUACACUGUGUAUCAGAGCAGAUCUUCGAACAUAGAGGCCUCUGAUGUAGCGAAUUUUCAUAAAUAAAGUUGGUAUGAGUGGUGAUUCCUUAUAUGUAUAUCACUUCUAAAUACCAAUGGACAAUGCAUGAAAGGUGCUGCCGUGUGCUAUCUAGAAACAAUGUGAUGUUGAAGGUAAUUCAAUUAACGGGUUGAUUUUUUUUCUUUCUAAGUUUCUUUACUGUCCUAUAUAAAUAUCAAGUAUUCAGGGAAACCAUUUUAAAAUUGUAAAAUUUGUCUGAAAAAAAAGAUGGUGAAUCUCUUGUGCCUGGGAGUAAAACAUUAAGGAAUGUUGAAGGCUCUUUCACACGGGCACUUGGGGCAGCGCCCCACCAGUUUUUAAAUAGAUAAAAAUGGAUUUGCAGUUAUUUAGAAAGGAAGGGCUGGUACUAAGCCAAAAAACAGGGGAAGGCCACCUACUUAGCCGCCCGCCUGCCUUCUUGUCUACCCGCAAGCCUGCUAGCCCGCACACCUAGCAGCCUCAUUGCACCCCAGGUAAAUAAUUCAUCCAGCUCUCCCAAAAGUAGGGAGCCUGGGUGGGUUUACAUUUGUGUGUGUGUGUUUUCUAUCAGUGAAUGUGUGUGUCUGCCAUUGUGUGAGUGUGUGUCUGUCAGUGAGUUUGUGUGUUUAUCCGUCAGUGUGUCUGUGAGUAAAUGUCUGUCAGUGAAUGUGUGUGUAUGUCUGUCAUAGUGUCUGUGAAUGAGUGUGUGUCGUUCAGUGAAUGUGUGUACCUGUCAGUAAAUGUGUGUGUCUGAGUGAUUGUGCGUGUCUGUCAGUGCGUGUGCAUAUCUGUCAGUGCGUGUGUGCAUCUAUCAGUGCUUAUGUGUGUCUGUCAGUGUGUGUAUGCAUCUGCCAGUGUGUGUCUGAAUGAUUGUAUAUGUCUGUCAGAUUGUGUCAAAUUAGUGAGUGUAUGUGCGUAUGUCAGUGUAUCUAAGAGUGUGUGCUUGUCCGUGAGUGUGUGUCAGUGUGUGUCUGUAAGUCAAAAUGUGUGUUAGUUAACAGGAAGAGGUGUGGUCUUGGCAGGAAGGGGUGGGUACAUUUAAAUUAGGGGAUGCCCGAGUUCCGCCAUGCUUAAGGCAGCACCAAUCCAAAAUACACUACUGGGUAUGGUUAUAUCUGUAUUGUACUCAGCCCUAUGUAUUUUCCAUACAUUUUUAUGUUGUGCCUAGUGUAGUGGAACCCUGGUAUCCCGACUGGAUAUCUCCGCUAGAUUCUGCUCUCAGCUGGAACAAGAUUCCCUUAGUGAUUAUAACCCAGACAUCAGAUGAUAAAUGAUGCUGGAAAGAAUAGCUGGUUUUAUUAAACACAGUGCAGCCUUUUAUGCACAGACCACCAGCAUGGGGUCUCCAUUCACUAUACAGCAGAACCUGCCAAUGCGUCUCUGUGCCUGGGAGAUAAUUGUGUCAACUCCCGCUAAACUUAUUUUCUCCCGAAUACAGAAAGCCGAACGCACAAAAACCCCAAAGACAGAGUGAUAACAUUCGAAAACCCCAACAUAUUAUACAUUCCCAGAUAGCUCUUGCUGGAGUGCCCAAUCUGGCCAAAAAGGUUAACAAAUGUAAAUCUCUUUAGUUUGGAAAAAAUGGCGCCUCAGAGGGAAUAUGCUAACAUUAUACAUAUGGAGAUUUAGGAAAACGCCAUCCCAUUAAAGUUUGAACCGGCCGCUAGAACACUCCUAGCCGGAAAACAGUACCAGGCGUUUACAGUCAUAUGCCUGUGUUUUUGAAGGGGUCUCUGGUGUGCCUAUGAGCUCCCUAUUUGGCUCAUAGCUAGCGAUUGUUCCCCUUGAUGAACUGUAACUUCCCUCCAAAUAGCGCUCUCAUUGGACCUUGGGAAGUGGUGAAAACCAUAAUGGAAAGUAACCGGGCCAGAGGGACAUCCGUGACUGAGCCGGAGUUCCAUGCGAUCUAUGGAAACAUUCCACUGACAAGUCUGUGAUACUCCAGCUCUGUGGAUAAGCAGUGAAUGUGUUAGUGAGAGGGGCUUGCUGGGAAUCAUGGAGGGGAGGGGAACCAAGGGAGCCUGGAGAGUGUAUAGUCUCUAUUGAGCCUUAAACAGUAAGUUUUGUGGUAACCCGCCUCACCAAGCUUGUUUUAUUGUUUGACCAUCUCUGUAUUAAGCUCAUCUCUCUGUAUUGUAAGGUGUUGGGGGGAGUAAAAUGCCGGGGGAGAAGUCUGGCACCCCAUAAUCUUAAAACUUUACCAGCCACGACCGGUUGCAUAUAUACAAUUUCUAUCACGCUAUCUAUGAAUAGAUUAAGUGAAAGUCUCUUUAAAGGGCUCCCAUGAGAUGUUUGCAUGACAGGAGCACGUUUAAUUAUUCUCAGCUCACUUAGUGUCUAUUGAUACAUAAGCGUUGCCUGCGCUCUGAAAGAUUGGACAAUGGUACUUUAAUUCCCAUCACAUCAGUUUGGCACCAUUCGAGUUAAAACAUCCCUUCUAAGUAAAGAGAUAGAAUCAGCAAAAGCUAUCAAAAACAGACUUCCAGCUGCGUUCCUACUCCCAUGAACCUUGGCCAGCCGCAUGCUGUGUUUAUCACUAGAUUAUGGGAGUUGAAGUUUGCUAACAGCCAGAUGUCCAAAAUGUUAGAAUAUUAUUGUCCCGCAGUAUACCUCCACCCCUACCUCCUGAUGGGUUUUCUUGUUAUCCAUCCUAUCUGAUACAUCCCAUGGUUCUACUGCAAGGAGACCAGCAAUAUUAUCCAGUCUUCCUUUUAUUGCCUCUUCCAUGCAAAAUGCUAUAAUAAAAGUACAAAGUUUGGCUCUGUUUCAUUACGUGCCUUUAAUAUCCCGUCUUGUUUCAUUUAUUGGGUUCUGCAUCUCUUUAUCUUAAAGCCGCCCUGUCGUUUUAAAGUAAAUGUCACAUUAAAUCUUUUGAGUAGAAGAAUAAAACCACGAGCUCUGAUAACAUUUAAACAGUUCAGCGGUUUCUAAUAAUUCAUAUUCUUGUUUUCUUGGAAUUGUCUUUUUUUUCCCCUUUUUCCCUGAUUUUCCCCCAAUCUACUGAUAAAGCAUUAUAGUUGAAAAGGAUGAUACAUUGUUUAUUGAUGUAUAUACUUUACAUUGUAAUUGUGAUAUGUUACAUUAAAUAAUUAAAAACAAUAACACGUUAUCAUUUUACUUGGAAGAUAUAUUCUGUAACAUAUAGUGUCUGUGUGUCUGUGUGUCUGUGUGUCUGUGUGUGUGUGUGUGUGUGUGUCUGUGUUUUUGUUUGUUUGUUAACCAUCUGAACAGGUAUCAGGGAGUGCGUGAUUUUGCUGUUGUGUUCAUUAAAACCCUGAUUGUGGCAACCACACCACAGAGACAACAUAAUGAAUCAGACACAUAGUGGACCAGAGGGAUGGGAGAUGUAGUCCACGGCAUCUGGAGUGCUGAAUGUUGUCUACCCCUGUAACAGACCUUCUUCUAAUCUAGACUAAAUAAACUGUGCUAUUGAGCAAAGACUAGUGUGAGUGCAUUGGACAACGUUUCCUCCUCCUUUCUUCUCAGUUCUGCAUAAUAGGCCCGGAGCUUUAUAAAUACAAAUAAUAAUUAUAAUAAACUGCUUACUGCAGUAACCCUGCUUCCCCAGGAAUCUCGGGCACUGGAAAUUAUUUAGUUAUUUUAUUUAUUAAAAAUUAUUCCCAGAGAUUUUCUUGCUAUAUGUUAUAUAAUGCGGGUCCCUGUCAAAGAAAGUAUAAGAACCGUUGAUUUAGAUACAGGGGUAUCUUUGGCACCCCAGAUGUUGUGGACUACAUCUCUCAUAAUGCUCUUACAGGCAUAAUGCUAGCAAAGCAUCAUGGGGGGGUGUAGUCCAAAACAUCUGGAAUGCCUAAGCCUGAUCUGGAUUUAUAUUUAAAUAGCCAAGCAGUAAUCUAACAAAACAUUUGAGAAGAUAAAGAGUUGAAGAUAAAGAGUUGCAAAACCUAGCUGAAAAUUGAGUUGGAAAAUGGGCCAGGUUGAGAUAUGUCAGUUGUUUUAGUCGCCUGAAGAACGAAUGUUGCUAACAGGCUCUAGAGUGAAAGAAAAAUGGAUCAUGUUUCCUUCAUGCAUCUUCGGUCCCAUACACAACAUGAUGCAUAGACAAUUUGUGUUUUGGCCUCCACAUUUAUGCAAUGUUGUUAAUAUUUUUGGAGGGAGGCUGGGUAUUUAUUGGAAAGUCACGGUUCUUAUUUAUAUAUGACGUUAUUUUAUUCUUUGUACACAGAGCCAUGCUCCUGUACUUCCUACUGCUCUUGGCAAUGGUUAAAGAAGGGAUUUCUACGUAUCGGCCAUCGUUGGAGUCACCCUGUGUUAUGGUACGAACAAUAUGUCUUAUUCACACUUCAUGCCGAAUAUCCUGUAAACAUUAUGGACGUUCUGGCAGGGAUAUUCACCAAACUGCAAAUUGUUGGGAGCUCUCCAUGGGACAGAAACUUUUAGUCUAAAAUAGCCAAGCUGGCGAUGAAAUAUUCAUGUUUGACUACUGCGACCUAACAGUUGCAAUUCUCCCAUCGGUUCUCGGCAAUUUCCGAUUUUGUGAAUGCUAUGCUAAUCACAUUAACUUAAAUUGUGCCGUAGACAUUCGGUGCAGGCUAGCAGUUGUGGUAAGAAUUUUAGAAUCAUAUAAUAAUAAAAGUCAUAUCUUGGAUGCCAGUUUGUAAGGCAUUGCUAUAGAAACAUGUCCAUGAUGUUUUCUACGGAUUUUUUCCCAAAAUAUAGAGUAGCUAAAAUAUAUUUAUUUAUUAGAUUAUUGCCAUUAAGAAGUAUAAAUUCUGCAACUUCGGCCUGGAAUCCAACUGUGGUAAUCUCCUACCAAUCCCUAGUUUAGAUUUACAUCCAAAGCCAAGUUGGGCCGCAUAUGGGACGUGGACAAAAUGUAGACAUAACGGGUGGGAACAAGGUGGAAGCUUAAAUUUAGUUACACCACCAGCAGUGCCAAUCGCCAGCUUGUGGAUAAUAAUAAGAUGGACAAUGCCAUUGUAUCCAGUAAUCCUAUUUAAAGGGACACUAUAGUCACCUGAACAACUUUAGCUUAAUGAAGCAGUUUUGGUGUAUAUAACAUGCCCCUGCAGCCUCACUGCUCAAUCCUCUGCCAUUUAGGAGUUAAAUCCCUUUGUUUAUGAACCCUAGUCACACCUCCCUGCAUGUGACGUGCACAGCCUUCCAUAAACACUUCCUGUAAAGAGAGCCCAAUUUAGGCUUCCUUUAUUGCUAGUUCCGUUUAAUUUAGAUUUUCUUAUCCCCUGCUAUGUUAAUAGCUUGCUGGACCCUGCAAGAGCCUCCUGUAUGUGAUUAAAGUUCAAUUUAGAGAUUGAGAUACAAUUAUUUAAGGUAAAUUACAUCUGUUUGAAAGUGAAACCAGUUUUUUUUUUCAUGCAGGCUCUGUCAAUCAUAGCCAGGGGAGGUGUGGCUAGGGCUGCAUAAACAGAAACAAAGUGAUUUAACUCCUAAAUGACAGUGAAUUGAGCAGUGAAAUUGCAGGGGAAUGAUCUAUACACUAAAACUGCUUUAUUUCGCUAAAGUAAUUUAGGUGACUAUAGUGUUCCUUUAAUAACUAAACUGUUUUCGUUUUUUUAAACGUGGAGUUCUUUUUUUACUUGCAAUGUUAUCCCUAGAGAUUGAGCUAUAAAUCAUUGAGGUUCAGAAACAAGCAUGGUAUUUUAUGGGGGAGAAGAAGGAAUUUGCGAUAGUUGAAAAUAUGACAGUUAUAUAUUGUAGUAUAACAUGCUCAGCUACAUAUGAGCUUUGAGCUAACCUCAAGGUGAAUGUUAAAGGAUUAUCAAAACAGAGAAUGCAUCAUUGAUCUCCUUAUAUUUAAUUAAAAUGUAUAAAUAUUACCACUGUAUUGCUUUGUUAUUUAAAGUGAUAAAUCAAAUAUAAAUAAAGUGCUUGUGUUAAAUAGCAGUCAAUCUGAAUUAAGGUUUUACCCAUUUGUUUGGGAACAUUUGGUAUUGGGUCUGAGGGUUAUAUAUUGUUUAAAUAUAAUUAAAUGAAUUCAUUAAUUUUGCCAGAGACUGACGAGAACAGCCCAGACUCUAUAUUGUCUAACCUUGGCAGGGUCCCAGGAAAGAGGUCUACUUGUAAAAUUAAAAAAAAUCACUCUGGUUUACAGAAUUUACUUGCUAUUGAUAGGUUUAUAAAGAAAGGGACACUCAAACAUUACCAAUAUAUUUUUAUUUUAAUGUUAAAAUUAUUUAAUGUUAUUUAUGAUCUUCAACUUUACAUGAUGGGCCCUCUCACGUACAAUUUACCUUAUGGUAGCUUCUCCUCCACUUCUGAGAACAUCUGUCCAUAUGAUCUCUUGUCCAAUGCAAUAUUUCUUACAGAGAAGCAGUGGGGUUCUACUGCGCAUGCACGGCAGUCACUGUGCUCAUCCAAUUUGAUGCGUCCCAUAGACAUUAAUACAAUGAUUUUGUAUAAGAAGCAUUCCAAACAUUCAGCAUUCGGGCUGUUGAAAGUCUUAAAAAGGAAAUGCCUCUAGUGGCUUUCUGAUUGAUUCAUUUGUCAGUUUGGCAACCACUAGAGACGUCCUGACUGACAGUUGUAAAUAUUGACCAUGUUAAGAAAAAAAUGAUGGCAUUUUAAAUGAAUGCUUUUAAAAAUUAGGCGUGUUUUGUGUGGGUACCUCUUUAGUGUUAGGGUGAGUAUAGUGUUUGCAUGUUAAAGGGACAUUCCAAACACCUAUAGCACAGUAUGUGUAUAUCCUCUUUUAAAAAAAAAUUAUUUCCUGUUUUCAAAUGUGCCUUUAUAAAUGUUACUUCCUGGUUUGUUUAACUCAAGAGGCAGCAAUUGCUCAGAGCACCUGCCUUGCAAAGACUUCUCAUUGAGCUGCAUUGGGAAGUCUGUGAUUGGACAGGCACAGAAAGUCUGGGCGGGGUUGGAAGAGGAGGGCUUGCAAAAGCUGCAGACAAGAGAUCUACAGCUUUUGCAAAGUGUUUUUACAUAUACCCUCAACAUAAAAAUGCAUAAUUAAACGCAUGCAUGUUUUCAUUGGGGAUAUAACAAAAAGCAGUGUCCCUUUAAAGUUAGUCUUGGCGUUUAGGCUAGCACUGGAAGGAUUUUUCACACUUUUUCCAGCUAGCACUGCUCGUGUUAAAAGAACAUCCAGGCAGAUGUAGGAUAAUUUACACCAAUAGAUGCCAUUUUUAAAAUGUCACAUGGAUCAGUAAGCUGGGGACACCUGGAAUCUAACCUGGGAUGGCUGGACAGGAGCCUGAAAUCAGGAUGGCCCCUGGAUCCAGGACUUUUUUUAGAUAACAACCCUCAGUGAAUUUCUAUCUAUUUAUAAAGCGCAUAAAUAGGGCCAACACAGUGGUUCGCAGUGUAUAUUUACAUAAAUAUAAAAUAUAAUAUAAAAUCCCAAAUCUGGGACUGACUGACAAUAAUGACAAAUCACGAUAUCUAAAACUCGUGGGAGGAAUGCCAGAUGUUACUUGACUACAACCCCUACAAUUCUCCAGCAGGCGCUGUACUAUAUCAGCAGAUAUGUGGUUUACAUUCCGACACCCAUGGUCCGGGGUCCCCUGGGAUGUAAGUCUGUCUGUAACAGAGCCAUAAAUCUAAUGAUAUUCUGUGACAUAGCCCAUGAGCCCUGAUUCCCUGUGAAAAAUACCCCGUCAUCUCUUCCCCCGAGAGUAUUAUUAGAUUUGUUGUUCUUGGGAUGUAAAUUUCUUAAUAAAUGGCAAUGUUUACCAUUCCAGGGCCACUGCUGUUUCCCUCGCAGCAUCUGUUUCUAAACUACCAAACUUGUCCAACAAGAUCAAAGACAUUAAGACAGCAGAGAUCGCAAGAAUGUGUUUAAUGUGCUAAAAUCUCCAAUAACUUAUGUUCUUCUUAAUAAGGGCGUGAAAGGGGGGGAAAAAGUGAUUUGAUCAGCUCUUAGUGUGUGAAAAAUGUAAAAAAAUAUCACAAUCCUUUAUCUCUCAGAUAUUAAAAGUACAUUAUUUUUACUUCUUAAAGGAACACUAUAGUGUUAGGAAUGCAAACAUGUAUUCUGUACACUGGAAUGCUGGAAUACACUGUUAGAUCCCCGGGUCCCCUCUCUCUGGAGAUUACAUGUGAUUUUACAAACCUAUUCUCCGACAUUGCACCAGCCACACCGCUGCUGGUCCCAUAGGAAAGCAUUGGGAGGCUGUUGCAAAUGAGCUGCAAAGUGACACAUCUCCUUAUAAAGAUACAUUGAAUCAAUACAUCUCUACGGAGAGAUUGCAGUGUCUCCAUUCAGAGCGUAGCUGCACACGGUGCAGCACUGGACUAGGAAGCACCUCUAGUGGAAGUGAUAGUAACUGCCACUAGAGGUGUUACUAGCCAGCAAUGUAAACACAGUCUUUUCAGAGAAAAUCCAGAGUAUACAGUGCUAGGACUGCAGGGACAGGCUAUAGACAUCCGAACCACUACAUUAAACUGUAUGCUAUACAUUAAACUGUAGUAGUUCUGGUGACUAUAGUGUCCCUUUAAAUUUAAACAUAUAAAAUAUUAAAUAUAUAUAUAUAUAAUAUUUAAAAUAUAUGUCCUGAGUGCCAAAGGGUUGUUGGGUUAUGUGUGGGCGCUUUAUUUCUUAAAGGAGGUAACACACAAUAUGUAUCAAAUAUAGAGUUGGUUCUACUACAGUAAAUAAACGUUAAGGAUCACACUAAGCUCUUUAACCACUUCCUCUUACUGAAGUGGUUAUACUGCAAAGACCCCGUCCCUACAGCUUUUCUUUUAAAAAAAUAUUUCAUUUCUCUCAGGUAAUUUACCUGUCUAGCUCCCUGAUAAUGAAAAACAUAAACUGGUUCUGCUCUUCCUUGGUGCAGAGAAGAUGAGAGGAGACGGCAGAGACAGGUUGUAGGGGAGGGCUGAUAGGCUACCCUAAAGAAGUGUGUUUUUUAGGGAAUUUUUUGAAGCACUGCGGGAUAAAAUAGAUAGGCAGUGGGAUGUGGGCCCACCAUAAAUAGGGACACAUGCACACAUAUUUCAAACUGGGCCCUAAAACAGCAUUGAUUAGCAACACCCAGUACUCACAAGCAACCAAGCUCUGCAGAAUCGCCUAAGCAGAGGUAUCAUCUCUGGAAGGCUGCCCACCAUCCCCUCCCCACCCCAUGCCACCCCAUGGUCAUUACCAUACUUAUAGAUAGUGCAGUUCAGCUGGUUUUCAAAACACACCAAUCAAGUCACUAAACCUCUCCUCACCUGAAAUCCUUCUGUUAACAAACUGCAUCCAUAAACCAUGGUUUAAACACUCAUUGGUAUAUGUGUGUGUAUAUAUGUCUAUGAUUAUAUAUGUGCAUAUGUAUAAUCUUCAUAUCUAUAUAACAAAACACAUUUUCUCUAAAUAAUGUUCUCCCUUCUAUUUUUCACUUUCACACUAACUUCUCUCUUUACAAAAAUAUCCCUAUUCUUCUGCUCACCAGCCCCUGGGAACACCACCUUUAUUACUUCCUCUUUACUCCCCUCCCCUCUCUUUUCAUCCCAUGCACUCUACACAAACCUUUCCAGCCUAUCUCCACCAACUCCUCCCAAUCCUCUAUAUACAUACCCUCCUACAAAACAUUCAAAUCCUACUCUCACCUUCACUUCCUUUCUACCCUUCUGCUCCUAGCUGUUGGUGAUGUCUCUCCAAACCCCGGUGUCAUCUCGGCAAACCCACCAUGUACUAACUCAAGGAACCACACCAAUCUCAUUCCCAUCUCAUGUUAUUCUUCCUCCAAAUCCUCCUUCAACACUGCCCUCUGGAACGCACGCUCUGUUUGCAAUAUUACAAAAUCCAUUGCUGUUCACGACCUCCAUCUCUCGUUCCCUAGAUUUACUAGCCUUAACAGAAACAUGUCUAUAAUCACAACCCAAGACACUCUGAAUGUAAAGGUGGUGGUGUAGGGUUUCUCCUCUCGCCUCAUUGCUCCUUCAAACCUUUACCCACCCCCCCCUCUCUUUCCCAUCAUUUGAAAUUCAUUUGAUUCAUCUUUUCAAACCCUUCUCUGCUAACAUUGGUGUUAUUUACCGCCCCCCUGGUUCUCCUCUCCUCUUCCUUGACCACCUUGAUGCCUGGCUACCCUACUUCUUCUCUUCUAAUAUUCCAUCCUUAAUUCUCGGAGACUUUAAUAUCCCCAUUAACCCACCUUUGACCUCAGCAGCCUCUAAACUACUUUCAAUCACUUCCUCCCUUGGGCUAUCACAGUGGGCUAAUUCUCCCACCUAUCUAGCUGGCAAUACCCUCGACCUCAUUUACUCUUAUGCAUGUACAGUAUCUAAUAUCUGCAACACUCUAUUUCCUCUCUCUGAUCUCUCGAGUACCCCCUCACCCAACAACAUAGUUGAUCAUGCUCUCCUUCUUGAAACUCUGCAAUCAGUUGGUCUCUGUGACUCUGUCCUCUCGUGGUUUUCCUCUCAUCUCUCCUAACACUCAUUCAGUGUCUCCUUUUCUAAUGAUACCUCCUCAUCUCGUCCUGUCUCGGCUGGAGUCCCCCAAGGCUCUGUCCUUGGUCCCCUUCUAUUUCCUCUUUAUACUGCCUCUCUUGGCAAACUUAUUACCUCUUUUGGAUUCCACUACCACCUGUACGCUGAUGACACCCAGAUACAUCUCUCCUCUACCCUGCCACCCCGCAACAUGUCACUGCUUGCCCUUCUUCCAUCUCUGACUGGAUGUCCUCCCGCUCUCUAAAACUCAAUCUCUCUAAAACUGAGCUCCUUGUCCUUCCUUCUCCUAAUACUGAUCCUCCUCUUUCACUCUCCCUACAAGUUAGUUACAUAAGUCCACCCUUGCAAGCGCGCUGUUUUGGCAUCAUACUUGAUUCUGACCUCACCUUUGAGCCUCACAUCCAGUAUGUUGCCAAAUCCUGUAGAUUCCAUCUUAAAAACAUAGCCCGCCCCUUUCUUAUGCAAGCUGACACCAAGGAGCUUGUUCAUGCUCUAGCAAUUUCCCGCAUGGAUUAUUGUAACCCUCUCCUAAUUGGUCUUCCCAAAAGCCGUAAUGCCCCACCACAGUCUGUAAUGAAUGCUGCCGCCAGACUGAUCCUCUAACACCUUACCCUCUGUCAGUCCUUAUAUUACAUAGUUACAUAGUUACAUAGCUGAGAAGAGACUUGCGUCCAUCAAGUUCAGCCUACCUCACAUUUGUUUUUUGCUGUUGAUCCAAAAGAAGGCAAAAAAACCCAGUUUGAAGCACAAUUUUGCAACAAGCUAGGAAAAAAAUUCCUUCUUGACCCCAGAAUGGCAGUCAGAUUUAUCCUUGGAUCAAGCAGUUAUUACCCUACAUUGAAAGAUUAUAUCCUUGAAUAUUCUGUUCUUGCAAGUAUGCAUCUAGUAGCCGUUUGAACAUCUGUAUGGACUCUGAUAAAACCACUUCCUCAGGCAGAGAAUUCCACAUCCUGAUUGUUCUUACAGUAAAAAAACCUUUCCUUUGCCUUAGGCGAAAUCUUCUUUCUUCCAGUCUAAACGCAUGGCCUCGUGUCCUAUGUAAAGUCCGGUGUGUGAAUAGAUUUCCACACAAUGGUUUGUAUUGGCCCCGAAUAUAUUUGUAUAAUGUUAUCAUAUCCCCUCUCAGGCGAUGUUUUUCUAAACUAAAUAGGUUUAAAUUUGUUAACCUUUCUUCAUAGCCGAUAUGUUCCAUUCCUUUUAUUAACAUUGGCUUCCUGUAUCCUAUAGAAGUCAAUUCAAAGUGCUAAGCCAUACCUAUAAAGCAUUUACCAAUUCUAGCCCCUCUUAUAUCUCUUCACAGAUCCAUAGGUAUGCCCCUUCUCGGUCUCUCCGCUCUGCCCAUGAACUUCUGUCCACUUCUUGCACCCGUACGGCCAACUGUUGCUUGCAGGACUUCUCGCGGGUGGCUCCCUUCCUAUGGAAUAGCCUUCCUAGCACCAUCAUACUCUCCCCUAAUCUUCAAUAGUUUAAGAAGUGCCUUAAAACCCAUCUCUUUAGAAAAGUGUAUGGCCUCCCAGAGUAACCUCUGCCUUACAUACCUGUCCCUUGCUCUCUCCUCCAGUUUUGCUUCACACUCUACUCUCUCCUCCAGUUUUGCUUCACACCCACCUAUUUUGAUUGCUAUUUCCUGUCCUAAUGUGUUUUAUACCCCACCUCCUAUAGACUGUAAGCUCAUUUGAGCAGGGUCCUCUUCAACCUAUCGUUCCUGUAAGUUUUCUUGUAAUUGUCCUAUUUAUAGGUAAAUCCCCCCUCUUAUAAUAUUGUAAAGUGCUACGGAAUCUGUUGGCGCUAUAUACAUGGUAAUAAUAAUAAUAAUAAUACAUGCAUACAAUAUGGCUGCAUUACUCCCCAGUAACCUUUUACUAUUUCUUCCACAGGAAAAAAAAACAUGGUACAUAGCAACAUACGGACCAAAAAAAAAAAACAGGGUUUUUUUGUUUCCCUAAAACGUGUUAAAUAAGAAAUCAGCUAAACAGCACGUGAGAGGGCAUCCUUGGGGUUGGGCAAUAACAUCUGUUGUUAUUGUUUUUCCAGACGCUUCUUGUCAUACAGAUGCCUUUCACAUAGAGUGAUUAUCAUAAACGUACUAAUCUAUGGUCACAGGGAUUUUCAUCCUUUUGAGGUGUUGCCAAUUUUAAAUUACAUUAAAGACCAAUCUGUGAAGCAUUAAACUGGGUGCUCAGAUGUUUUGUUUUGUAAAGGAAAAUGCUUUGUUCCGCAGUAGUCAUGUAAUAAACAAAUAUGUAUAUUGUGAGACAACAGCUACCAUUCUAGAAUCUGGAGGAGAAAUGGAUCUGACACAUUCGGUUCCAUUGAUAGAUUGAUUUUCUUAUUUAUUGUUUUCAUUUAUUUAGAUAGAAAUGUUCAGUUAAAUAUUUUUCUACGUGAUCUCCAUUUAGUUUAGUUUUUUUUUUUAAUACAAUAAUAAUUGUUUGUUUAGCUUUGUUUUUAUUUUCUUUUGUAUAUAAUUAUGUGAUAUGUUGCUCAAUUAUUAACAUUAUUCCUCUUGGCCUGCAGGAAAACAUGGCAGCACUUUGUCAGAACAAAUCCUUCCAUCAAAUUCCCAUGGGUCUCCAUCCAAACAUCAAAAUCCUUGACAUGUCGAAGAAUGAACUGCAGAACAUCACAGAGAGUCCUCUGUUUCUUUAUUCGUUAAUAGAAUAUCUUGAUUUGAGCGCCAACAAAAUUAGCUUUAUUCAGCACGAUUCUUUCAAGAACAUGGUUAAUUUGAAGGAAAUUAAUAUGUCUGUAAACUAUUUAGAUGGAUUUGCCCAUUACAAUGGACAAGGAAUUGGAAUAUUACCCCAUGUUCAAACGUUGGACCUAUCAAUAAAUAGCUUGUAUAAUGAUAUGACGAGACCUUUUCUACAAAACGCUCCACAUCUUCAACAUCUUUUAUUGUCAGGAAAUAGUAUUACUGUGCUCUCUUCAAAGACAUUUGAAGGUGCCCCUAAGCUAAAAGAGGUGGAUCUUCAGAACAAUAUUAUCAUGCACAUAGAAGAAGGUACUUUUGACCAUCUAAAGCACCUUACCAAAAUUAAUCUUGCUAUGAAUUCCAUCUCAUGCAUUUCUGAUUUUAAACUUCAACAACUUAAAAGUCUAAACCUGAGUAAAAACAGCAUUGAAAUGUUUCAUACCUCCGAUUCAGAUGAAGAAUAUAUGCUUGAACAUGUUGACUUGAGUGACAAUAAAUUAUUAAAUGUUCCUAUUCUUCCAAGGAUUAACAAUAUAGCUACUCUAAACUUGUCUAUGAAUCUAAUAAGUCUUUCAGUUGAAAUGUCUGACGAUGAAACAAGUUGGAUGGAUGAUACAGUCCAACUUCGGAGCGAAGAUGAAGGUGAACUUAGAAAUACAACCACCAUUUUUUUACCGAAGCUCACUUACUUAGAUCUAAGUUACAAUAAUAUAGAAUCUAUCCCCAAUGACUUUUUUGUAAGUAUGCCUUUACUUAGGUUUUUAAACCUAAGCAAAAAUUGCCUGGAAGAUGUCUCCUUUGGAUACUUUGUGCCACAAAACUCAUUAGUUGUUCUCGAUUUAAGUGGAAAUAGUUUGCAGAAUAUAUCUCUAGCUAAAAAGUCUCUCCGAGGGUUGCAAGAACUUUAUCUACAAAAUAAUCGACUUCAUGUAAUUGAAUCCAAAAUAUUUCAAGGUCUGCCAAGUAUUGUCCUGCUUAACCUACAAAAUAAUAAUAUCAAUUUGUGCCCUACAAAUUCGGGAGUAAUGACACGAAGGACAGAGGAAUAUCGAUGUGUAGCAUUUUUCAACAUUCCUACAUUACAGCAUUUAAACCUUAGAGAGAACAUGAUGCAAAAGAUACCUCAGUCUGCCUUCAAUGGAACCCCAUUGACUUAUCUAGAUCUAUCACUGAACUUUGGACUUACAAUAACGCCAAACGCACUAGAAGGUUUAGAAAGAUCCCUGGAAGUGUUAUACAUUGAGGGUAAUGGUCUGCAACUGCUUAAUGUUGAUCUCCCACUUUUUAUGUACCUUAAAGAUUUAAACUUGUCUGGGAACCAACUGACAUGGUUGCCAAGUUGGAAUAAAUAUUGCAAAUUGGAAACUCUUGAUCUAAGCAACAAUAGUUUUAGCGAUUUGCAACACAGCAAUAUCCAAGGACUUGAAAAUACUUUAAAAACCCUGUGUUUAUAUGGAAAUCCAUUGAGCUGUUGUGCAAAUUCUUGGAUUGCCCACAUGGUGAGGAGGACUACAUUAACAGUUCUCUCCCUAAAUUCUACAACUUGCUACAGUUCUAAUAGCAACAAGGAAGAAAUACUUAUAGAACAACUGAUUCCUGAAAUCUGUGAAAAAGAGGAACUGACUAAAAUUAACCUAAUAGUGAUAAUAUUAUCAGUAAUAGCGAUUGUACUAGUUAUUGCAAUUGGUUGUGGUAUAGUCUGUCGUUUUUGCAGACGGAAGAGUAAACAGCAAUUUAAAGCUUAGUAACUGUCACAGACACUGCUCACUCUGUUCCUGCCUUUAGGUGGGCCCUGUUUUUAUGGCUUUGAAACAAAAGCUGAAAUCAUUUAACUAAGCAUACAUAGGCUCCUCUUCUUUCUCUGAUGUCAUCUCGUUAGCCUGUCUGUUAGGUUUGCAUGGAUUGUGUGAUGUAUGGUUUCCAAGCUGUGAAAAUGUACCAGGUGUUUAUACACUAAUUCUGUUGAAGACUGUAUGCAAACAAACCUACUUCCAUAGGAUCGGGUUUUCUCAUAAAUGGAAUAUAUUAAUUCACAAUAUAAAGGUUAGUAUUAUAUUGGCCAAUAACUUACAUUUUCCAUCUUCUAUUGUCAUGGAACCAAAGUCUCUGUCUCGGUCCUAGAUUACUUCUCUAAUGCGAGAGAACUGCACACAUGCACCAGGCUGCUGGACCCCCUUUGCUAAGCACAAACCCGGCAUGUUUCUUGUAAGCUCCUGAACUCGCCUUUUAUCAGUCAUUACCCAUAUACCCCACUUUUAAACCUUCCAUCGUUGGAAUGUAUGAAGUUGUGCAGUUAAGCAAAUCGUGAUUUAUUCCAAUGAUCCUUUACAAAAAUCUAAAUAGGAAGUCUUUAACACCAGUUGACUGGUCAAUGUCUGCUCAAGAAAAGCAUAUCUUAGUUCUUAGGCACCUCGCGUAUGUUCAAAAUCGGGGAUAUUCGGGUUAAAAGGACAUUAUGAUUAACCUGUUUUUCACUAAAUAAAAUAAAAUUUGAGUUUGUUCAUUAAAUAAGAAAUUGUGGUGAUCUCACGAGGAAAAUUAUAACUUGGAGCCCAUUAUAGCCAAACUGGAAAAAAUGGGGAAGAAUUUGUUUAGUUUGGCUGUUUGCCAUAAAAUUAGCAUUUUUUUUUUUUUGUCAGUACUCAGGGUUGCCUGUUUAAUACAUUAUUUUCUUUCUGUUGUAUUCACCAUUGCAUGUGUUAAUGUUUACAUUUAGUGAACAAACUUAAAACGUUUGAAGUGCUAUUUUUUUGGUGAAAGAAUUUCAUGUUGCACUACACUACUUCCUGCCUUGUGAAAUACAGUGCCGUGAGUGUCAAUAUUCCACGUUCUGUCAACAAAUGGAAAUGUUUACACAUAUAUUUGUGUUGCCAUAUUAUCUUUUAUACAUCAAUAUUUUUUCUUAUACGGCUAUUUUUAUAUGAAGCCCAUUGCUGGCAUUGCACCCAGACACAGUUGAUUAAUAACAGCUAAUUUACACUACAUCUCAUUUGUGAUAAUUGGAUAAACACUGCUAAAAAGCACAUAAUAAAGAAAGCUCAGAUCAGCUGCUGGAGACUGACACUUUAUGUGCUGUUUGUUGUUAGGAUAUAUUACCUCCUUAAAGGUACACUGUAGGCACCCAGGCCACUACAGCUCAUUGAAGUGGUCUAGGUGCAAUGUCCAAUGUCCGAUUACCCUACUAUAGAAGUUAUUGCAGUUAUUGAGAAACUGCAAUAAUUACUAUCCAAGGUUAAGUACACCUCUAGGGGCUGUCUAACGGUCUUACUGGUUUGAAACAAAUCUUUGGUCUGAUAUCUGCCGGUUGACGUUCUCACGCUCUGCAUGAUAACUUCUAGUCUCCUCUGCCGACUGAUAUUGGCAGGGGAGGAGCGUGGGCGGGGCCUGACCCAGUGCCAAGAGACAUCAGUGCUGGAUUAGGGUAAGUGACUGAAGGUUUUAACCUAUUCAGCGCUGUGGGAGGGGGGCGCAAGGGAGGGGGGUACUGUUUUGCUGGCACUAUAGAAUCCCUUUAACCCCUUAAGGACACAUGACAUGUGUGACAUGUCAAGAUUCCCUUUUAUUCCAGAAGUUUGGUCCUUAAGGGGUUAAAAACAAGUGGUUAAGCAAAUCCGAUUAUGGAAUCAAUGGUAUAGCACCUCAUCUAUUAUAAGCGGGUAAAAACUUAGAUAUUUAAACCUGCAUUAAUAUUCCAUUAAUAAUCCUUGUUAGUUGACUACUAAUAAGGUAUACAUAUUUUCUUUUUUAUUUAAAGGACCACUAUAGGCACCCAUACCAAUUUACCUUAAUGAAGUGGUCUGGGUGCCAGGUCCAUCUAGGAUUAACACUUUCUGCUGUAAACAUAUCAGUUUCAGAGAAACUGCUUUGUUUACCUAUGGGUUAAUUCAGCCUCUCAUUGACAGCCGCUAGAGGCGCUUCCGCGCUCCUCACUGUGAUUUUCACAGUGAGAGGACGGAAGCGUCCAUAGGAAAGCAUUGAGAAUGCUUUCCUAUGGACUGGCUGAAUGCGCACACGGCUCUUGCCGCGCAUGCGCAUUCAGCCGAUGACAUCAAAAAAGGUAAGUGAUUAACCCCUUCCUCCCCCUUCAGCGCCAUGGGAGUGGGACCCUGAGGGUGGGGGCACCCUCAGGGCACUAUAGUGCCAGGAAAACAAGUAUGUUUUCCUGGCACUAUAGUGGUCCUUUAAUAUUGCAAUGCAAAAUGAAAUGACAUAAAACUACCCUUACUAUUUAAUCUGCUCCUGUGUUGUCCCUCACCCGUAGGAGAAACGAAUUUCCAGUUCCAUUUACAGCUGGCAUUGUUCUUUGCAUUAAGCAAUUCCAUUUGUUUUUGGCAAGGUAGAUGUAAUAACUGUAUGUGGAAAGUAUCGCCACGUAUGGUCAUUAUCUGUCUUCAUUAUAUAUUAAAGUAUCUUAGAAGUGUCAGUGAGCGUUUCAGGAUGAGAUGAUCCUGACAGGCUGCAGUGUUUAACCCCUUAGUAACCCCACAGGCUGCAGUGUUGUAACCCUUUAGUUAAAAAGUCUGGUUUUGCUGGCAAAUAGGCACAAAUGUCCCCAAAGGCUCUGCCAAUCCUGGUGUAAAUCCAAGUUUGGCAGAAAUUUAAUGUAUAAAUAUUUUAAUGAACCUUAAUCCAUCCGUACUAGUUUGUCGGUGGGAAGUGGGUUUAUAAAACUGUGUUCAAUGGUCAGAACUCCCUUUAAAUGAAUGGAAUACACACAUUAGAAUCCUUUGGGGCAAUGUAGCAAAUAAGCCUCAAGGGAUUAAGAAGAGAAACAGCAGUAAAAUAUGUUUGUCUAUGUUGCUAAAUCACACGACAGCGGUUACAUGCAAUGUAUUGUAACAAUGUAAACAUACUUAUUCUGUGAAUACAGUAACGCAGUAUUAUUUAAUUUCCUAGUAAGGGAAAUUACCGAUAGCUUGGCUGGAAUGUGUCAACACUAAGUUAUUUUUAACUUUGUUAUCCUUUGUAACUUUGUAACAUAAAUUUUAAAUAAAUGUUUAAUUUUUAUUAUUGAAA
Pelobates cultripes (western spadefoot toad) is the source of this 64443-nucleotide messenger RNA. NCBI's taxonomy places the organism in Eukaryota, Metazoa, Chordata, Amphibia, Anura, Pelobatidae. The record is from the annotation of a GenBank genome assembly.